AUGAAACUGGAGAUGGUGACCAUCAUCGCCUGCGAGGUAGACACGGAUGUGUUUACGUCCGACAAACUGCAGGUAGGCCUAUACAGUUUCAUAAAACUGCACGUUGAAUAUUUCUGAAUUUUUGUCUAUUUGUGAAAAAACUUGGAAUAUUUCUGCCUUUUUGUCUGUUCGUACUCCGAAGUACCCAAGACCCGUUUUUUCUGCAUGUCCCAAAGUGCCUGUCUUGCUUACGUUCACCCUGGGGUUUUAUCAAUGAAACCGCAGCUCAUCAAGAUGCACGCCCUGAAUGCGCAUGGAUGCCCUCAUUGAUUGACGUUUGUGGGGUUGCAGAAGUGUGGACGAGAGAGAGAGGGGGGGUGGGGGGGGGGGGGGGGGGUGGUGCAGACCUUUUUUCUUUUUUUUAACUGUAUGCGCUAUAGACUACAUCUUUCUGUGGCAUCACUGGUCAAUGUUAGUAGGCUUACGCAAGUUACAUGCGUAAAUGCAGGGGGUGAGAGGAGGGGGUUGUUGAAUUGAACAUGUGGAGGAGCACAGAACAGAAGUGAGGAACUGCAGUGUCGGAGUCGGACCUCUCGCCUUUCAGCAUUGCAGGUGCGCCAGAUACGUAGGAGCGCAUUGAUUCCCCCCACCCUUCAGCAUUGCAGGUGCGCCAGAUACGUAGGAGCGCAUUGAUUCCCCCCCCCCCCCCCCCCCCCUUCAGUAUUGCAGGUGCGCCAGAUACGUAGGAGCGCAUGCAUUGAAUCCAACAGUCAUGGAGCAGAUGGUACUAAGAUGCGUAAAGCCUUGGCAUUAGAAAGUGCCAGUGUUUACUUUAAAUGCCACACAGAUGGUGGUCAAAGCCAUGGCUUACCCACUGAACCCUUUAAAAAUUCCUUAGCCACAUUUUUCCUAUCCACAGACUGUCAUUGUGGAUCGAGGCCAUUGGCCAUCCAUUGUAGCCUGUUGUACAGCACAGAGCCCAGCACGUGCCGUACCAGAACAAUAACUUAUUAAGAGUCCGUUAUCCUAAGUCUUUCCUUAAUACAGUUAAUCAGUCUGAACAGAGAUCAUAUGCUAUGAGUCAAAAGUACACGGUAAUGCUGCAAUGUCCUCAGAAAACAUAAACAUUGUGCACCUCUGCACACCAGGGGUUGGAAACCGAAAUUAUUUUCCAAUCAUUUAAUUCUGAACAGAACAAUUAUUUUUUCCAUUCAGUUCCACUGUUGUGACCAGCAAAUUAAAGUUCUGAACUGGUUGGAUCCCCGAAAAAGUAACGACUUAUAUAAUUCCUUUCUGUUCCUUUUUAAACCUCUGAAAUCUUUAUUUUAUUUUAUUUUAGCUUGACAUUAAACUAUUUCACCAAACAGUGCGAAUAGAGCAGCUUUCUAUGGAGCAGGCAAGCUAUAAUAAACUCAGCAAAAAAAAGAAACAUCCCUUUUUCAGGACCCUGUCUUUCAAAGAUAAUUUGUAAAAAUCCAAAUAACUUCACAGAUCUUCAUUGUAAAGGGUUUAAACACUGUUUCCCAUGCUUGUUCAAUGAACCAUAAACAAUUAAUGAACAUGCACUGUGGAACAGUCAUUAAGACACUAACAGCUUACAGAUGGUAGGCAAUUAAGGUCACAGUUAUGAAAAUGUAGGACACUAAAGAGGCCUUUCUACUGACUCUGAAAAACACCAAAAGAAAGAUGCCCAGGGUCCCUGCUUAUCUGCGUGAACGUGCCUUAGGCAUGCUGCAUGGAGGCAUGAGGACGGCAGGUAUGUGGCUCGAGGGCAUAAAUUGGCAAUGUAGUCCUUGAGACGCCUAGUACAGUGCUACAGGGUAGAUCCGGACAGACCGUCUGAUCGUCCUCUCAGUGGCUAGACCACAGUAAUCAGACACUCUGCGACAGGAAUCGGUACAACGAACAUCUAUGCAACUUGGGACAGGUACAGGGAUGGCAACACAACUGCCGAGUUAGCACAGAACGCAUACACUUCUCUCCAUCAGUGCUCAGACUGCCGCAAUAGGUCUGAGAAGCUGGACUGAGGCGGCUUAUAUCUCUGUUGUAAGGCUAGGGAAAUCACAUCGGCAACAACGUAACUAAUGGGCACAAACCCAGCCGUCGGUCUGGACUCGCAGAUCUACUGGCAAAAAGAAGUGCUCGUCACUCUGACGAGUCGCGUUUUGUCUCAUCAGGGGUGCAGGUCGCAUUUUGCGUUAAUCGUCGAAGAAUGAGCGUAUACAACGAGCCUGUACUCUGGAGGCGGGAUCAAUUUGGAGGUGGAGGGUCCGUCAUGGUCUGGGGCGGUGUGUCACAGCAUCAUCGGAUUGAGCUUGUUGUCAUUGCAGGCAAUCUCAACGCUGUGCAUUACAGGGCAGACAUCCUCCUCCCUCAUGUGGUACCCUUCCUGCAGGCUCAUCCUGACAUGACCCUCCAGCAUGACAAUGCCACCAGCCAUUCUGCUCAUUCUGUGAGUGAUUUCCUGCAAAACAGGAAUGUCAGUGUUCUGCCAUGGCCAGCGACGAGCCCGGAUCUCAAUCCCAUUCAGCACGUCUGGGACCUGUUAUCCCCGGAGGGUGAGGGCUAGGGCCAUUCCCCCCAGAAAUGUCUGGGAACUUGCAGGUGCCUUGGUGGAAGAGUGGGGUAACAUCUCACAGCAAGAACUGGCAAAUCUGAUGCAGUCCAUGAGGAGGAGAUGCACUGCAGUACUUAAUGCAGCUGGUGGCCACACCAGAUACUGAUUGUUACUUUUGAUUUUGACCCCCCCUUUGUUCAGGUACACAUUAAUCCAUUUAUGUUAGUCACAUGUCUGUGGAACUUGUUCAGUUUAUGUCUCACUUGUUGAAUCUUGUUAUGUUCAUACAAAUAUUUACACAUGUUAAGUUUGCUGAAAAUAAACGCAGUUGAUAGUAAGAGGACGUUUAUUUUUUUGUUGAGUUUAGUUGUUUACAUGCAUUGAACAGACAGGUGUAUGGCAUGAGAUGCGACUGACAUUUUGCAGAUGGGGAGAGAAUGAGAGAGGGUGGAGGAGGAGACUUGGCUUGAAGCGCUGGGCAUCUUGUUAUGACAUGCAUUAUCUGAAUUAGGCCCACAUAAUUAAACCUACGGAGGAGGGGCUUCUAUGAAGGAACUUUGAAUGUCUGAACUUCUGAGAGUUGGACUUUACGUUGGACCAGACCUAGCUAGCUAGCUAUCUAACAAGCUUGUGUGUGCAGAGCGGCACCAGAAUUAAAAUAAAAACACUUCUUACCUUUUUGUAGUUAAUAAAUCCAAUGUGAAACGUGAUAACUAUAGUAUCGUUAACUAGCAUUGAAAAAGUUAAUCCAUUCUCAAAUAAAAAAUCUCUCUCCCUAAUUUCGGAAUCACGCUUGUAACUUCAGUAGGCUAGUAGCUUAGGAGGAGGAAGGGCAGGUAGCCUACACACUAACACAGUAGUCGGUUCAAUUAUUUGAAUUCCAUUUCAUGAGCUAAAUGCACACAUCAAACCGUUUCUCUAGAGAUAAAUCAGAUCCAGCCUGAACUGUGACGAUGUAGUAGGGAGUUGUAGUUUCCAACAGGCCAAUAUUCUACAUAGUUUAGCGCAUUAAACGUGGUAAUUAACUACAAUGACUAUAAUCCAUUGCGCAUCUACUUGUCUACUUUUACGUCUGCUACGGAAGGGAGAGGAAUGCGCAAUUGUGAGGUGAUAUGUGACUGACCGCCUCGAUUCGGUCUUAUGUAGCAAAAUUUGAAAUUGUGUUUUUUACAUUGGAUAAAAGUAGAGACUCAGAGCUAGAAAAUUGUAUAUCAUACACUGCAGUUGAGGAACAAUGGGAAAGUAAUUCUGCUUUUGAAAGUUGAUCAACUUGGAACCCCACUUUUGAGAAAAUGGCCCUUGAAUGUUUUGGUACACCUACUGGAGAGCUCUUCUUUGUCUACACCCGUUCAGCAUCGCUCACACCCUCUUAAAUCUUAGCUCCACCCAUCUCUUUAAGGAUUCACAUGUGAGGCCAUGUGCUAAACAGAGUGAGUAGUUUAGUAAACAACCAAAGAUUUCAAGACUAAAAGUGGUAAAAGUAGUAGCCUACAAUAAGGAAAAACUCCAGGUAAAAAUACACUUAAUCUAGUUGUCACGACUUCCGCCGAUGCUGCCUCCCCUCCUUGUUCGGGCAGGUUUCGGCGUUCGUCGUCACCGGCUUACUAGCUGCUGCCGAUCCAUUUAUCAUCACUCCACUUGUCUUGUCUAAUUAAUCACACACACCUGGUCCUUAUCCCCAAUUAGUAAUUGUAAAAGUGUUCCCUCUGCUUCCUUGUCUGUGUGGGUGAUUGUUUGUAGUGAGCUGUGUGUAGCUACCCUUACCUUGUUGUUGCCAGGGUAGAUAUUUCCCCUGUGCCUGAGUGUUGUUGUCGCAUGCUUGCGCAACUGUUUAUCGACGGAAUAAACUUUUUGGAUGCGUAUUACUCUCAUGCGCCUGGCUCCUUCUAUCACACGCAUCACACUAGUCCUUGGCCUAAAUCCUAAUCUGACUUUACAUUUUAGUCAUUUAGCAGACGCUCUUAUCCAGAGUGACUUAAAUUUUUCAUACUGGCCCCCCGUGGGAAUCGAACCCACAACCCUGGCGUUGCAAACGCCACGCUCUACCAACUGAGCUACAUCCCUGCCGGCCAUUCCCUGCCGGCCAUUCCCUCCCCUACCCUGGACAACGCUGGGCCAAUUGUGCGCCGCCCCAUGGGUCUCCCGGUCGCGGCCGGCUAUGACAGAGCCUGGAUUCGAACCAGGAUCUCUAGUGGCACAGCUAGCACUGCGAUGCAGUGCCUUAGACCACUGCGCCACUCGCACUUUGGUCUCUGGUAAAAACACACUAUAUCAGAUAAAAUCUAAGUUUAUUUGUCACAUGCACAGGAUACAAAAGGUGUAAACGGUACAGUGAAAUGGUUACUUGCAUAGCAGCAAUAUCAAAAACUGAAAGUGUCCAGAUAAAAAUAUUUUAUAAAUAUUUUAUAAUUAUUAGAUGACGCUUACCCGACACACUUGUCUAAAUUGAUGGGUAAUGUGAAGGAAAUGCUAUAACCACCCCUCAGUCACAUCUAACUAAGUGGAUGGGUCACUAUUGUCUAGACAUGUACACAUGUUCAUGAAAUACAAUAGAUGGCCGUAAUCACCCCUAGGCACACCUGGCUAACUCGAUGGGUCAUUUACAGUACAUUCGGAAAGUAUUCAGACCCCUUGACUUUUUCCACAUUUUGUUACGUUACAGCCUUAUUCUAAAAUGGAUUACAUUGUUUUUUUCCCCCCUCAUCAAUCUACACACAAUACCCCAUAAUGACAAAGCAAAAACUGGUUUAUAUACAUUUUUGCAAAUUUAUUAAAAACAAAGAAAUGAAAUAUCACAUUUACAUAAGUAUUCAGACCCUUUACUCAGUACUUUGUUGAAUCACCUUUGGCAGCGAUUACAGCCUUGAGUCUUCUUGGGUAUGAUGCUACAAGCUUGGCACACCUGUAUUUGGGGAGUUUCUCCCAUUCUUCUCUGCAGAUCCUCUCAAGCUCUGUCAGGUUGGAUUGGGAGCGUCGCUGCACAGCUAUUUUCAGGUCUCUCCAGAGAUGUUAGAUCGGGUUCAAGUCCGGGCUCUGGCUGGGCCACUCAAGGACAUUCAGAGACUUGUUCUGAAGCCACUCCUGCGUUGUCUUGGCUGUGUGCUUAGGGUCAUUGUCCUGUUGGAAUGUGAACCUUCGCCCCAGUCUGAGGUCCUGAGUGCUCUGGAGCAGGUUUUCAUCAAGGAUCUCUCUGUACUUUGCACCCUUCAUCUUUCCCUCGAUCCUGACUAGUCUCCCAGUCCCUGCCGCUGAAAAACAUCCCUACAGCAUGAUGCUGCCACCACCAUGCUUCACCGUUGGGAUGGUGCCAGGUUCCCUCCAGACGUGAUGCUUGGCAUUCAGGCCAAAGAGUUCAAUCUUGGUUUCAUCAGACCAAUCUUGUUUCUCAUGGUCUGAGAGUCUUUAGGUGCCUUUUGGCAAACUCCAAGCGGGCUGUCAUGUGCCUUUUACUGAGGAGUGGCUUCCGUCUGGCCACUCUACCAUAAAGGCCUGAUUUGUGGAGUGCUGCAGAGAUGGUUGCCAUCUGGAAUGUUCUCCCAUCUCCACAGAGGAACUCUGGAGCUCUGUCAGGGUGACCAUCGGGUUCUUGGUCACCUCCCUGACCAAGGCCCUUCUCUUGCUCAGUUUGGCCGGGCGGCCAGCUCUAGGAAGAGUCUUGGUGGUUCCAAACUUCUUCCAUUCAAUUGAAUUUACCACAGGUGGACUCAAAUGAAGUUGUAGAAACAUCUCAAGGAUGAUCAAUGGAAACAGGAUGCACCUGAGCUGAAUUUCGAGUCUCAUAGCAAAGGGUCUGAAUACUUAUGUAAAUAAGGUAUUUCUGUUUUAAAUUGUUUAUACAUUUGCAGAAAUUCUGUUUUUGCUUUGUCAUUAUGGGGUAUUGUGUGUAGAUUGAUGAAGAUUUUUAUUUAUUUAAUCCAUUUUAGAAUAUGGCUCUAAUGUAACAAUGUGGAAAAAGAGAAGGGGUCUGAAUACUUUCGAAUGCACUGUAAUCAUCUGGCGAAGUGGAGUCUUUUGUUUAGUUAGCUAAGCAAUGAACCGGCAUAAUCCCAACUCAUACUACUACCAAUACAAACAUUGUCAUAGCUGUAGUAUGAAUCUGGAAUAAGUUUCUGAGUGACAGAGUGAGGGUUUUGCAUAUGCACUUUGUUGUGUUUUUUUUGUGGGACUGUAAAAAAAAUGCCCGGAACGUAAAAUAAUCGUUAUGUUCCGGAACAGUAUAGAUAACUUUAGUUCUGAUUCUGUUUCUCGAAAAUGUUUGUUCUUUUUCGGUUUUCUGUUCUGUUCCCUGAACCGGUUCCAACCCCUGCCACGCAAGCACACACGCACUCACACUCUCUCACUCACACACACACACACACACACACACACACACACACACACACACACACACACACACACACACACACACACACACACACACAGAGAGAGGGCAUAUAGACAAGCACCCAAAUGUAUUGGACCUAAGAGGAAAGGUAAGGUAAACAGAACAGACAGGCUCACACCACCCUGACAAACCACAGCUCAUCUCUAAAUCCAAAAACAAAGCACCUUUUUAUUUUUUCACGUUCUCCCCUGCAGCACCUGAGCUCUGCAUAUCCUAACUCUUCACCACAGACUCCCAAAACCCUACUACCACAUCUUGCCUGAGGUGUAGGAAUUGAGGGACAGUGUGCGAUGAUAUUGUUGUUGGUUAUAGUGAUACAGUGUCUAGUUGUGAAUGAUAUGCUGUCCAUCUUGUGGUGGUCCAUGGCCAACCUGGAACUGGUGCUGUUCUGAUUCUGCCAUAUUGAGGAAUUGCCACCUACAAUAUCAUACUUGGCCUAUAUCUAGCUCUGGUGCAGGGUGUUAGUGUGCAUUCCUCUACUAACUGCCUGUAUCGGCUAACACCCUGUCUCGACUAACACCCUGUCUCGGCUAACACCCUGUAUCGGCUAACACCCUGUAUCGGCUAACACCCUGUAUCGGCUAACUCCCUGUAUCGGCUAACUCCCUGUAUCGGCUAACACCCUGUAUCGGCUAACACCCUGUAUCGGCGUUAAUGGAGGAACCUUAGUAGCCCAAACCUUGCUGCCUGUUUGGAGAUGAUCAGACUAGGGAAAUGGAAAGGGGGAUACCUAGUCAGUUGCACAACUGAAUGCAUUCAACCGAAAUGUGUCUUCCGCAUUUAACCCAACCCCUCUGAAUGCGGGGGGCUGCCUUAAUCAACGUCCACAUCAUCGGCGCCCAGGGAGCAGUUGGGGUUAACUGCAUUGCUCAAAGGCAGAACGGCAGAUUUUUACACCUUGCCGGAUCAGGGAUUCGAACCAGCGACCUUUUCGGUUACUGGCCCAACGCUGUUAACCACUAGGCUACCGCCACCAACUAACAUACUAUGUUUUUUCAGAUAGCCUCUGGUCUUGGAUUAGUCUGUCAGAAGCACUGGUUGGUGCUUUCGUCAGUAGUACUCUAUAAACUGAACCUGUGGUUCUAGGCAGUGGUGGAAAAAGUACCCUGUUGUCAUACUCGAGUAAAAGUAAAGAUACCUUAAUAGAAAAUGACUCAAGUAAAAGUGAAAGUCACCCAGUAAAAUACAACUUGAGUUAAAGUCUAAAAGUAUUUGCUUUAAAUAUACUUAAGUAUCAAAGUACAUGUAAUUGCUAAAAUAAAGUAAAAGUAUAAAUUAUUUCCUAUUCCUUAUAUUAAGCCAAACCAGACGCCACAAUGUAUUUUAUUGUUUUACAUUUAGCCAGGGGCACACUCCAACACUCAGACAUAAUUUACAAAAGAAGCAUAUUUGUUUAGUGAGUCCACCAGAUCAGAGGCAGUAGGGAUGACCAGGGAUGUUCUCUUGAGAAGUGCAUGAAUUUGACCAUUUUCCAGUCCUGCUAAGCAUUCAGAGUACUUUUGGGUGUCAGGGAAAAUGGAUGGAGUAAAAUAAAAAGUACAUUAUUUUCUUUAGGAAGUAAAAGUAGUCAAAAAUAUAAAUAGUAAAGUACAGAUACCCAAAAAAUGACUUAAGUGGUACUUUAAAGUAUUUUUACUUAAAUAUUUUACACCACUGGUUUUAGGUUAGUAAAGUUAAUUGAUAGCCUGGUCCCAUAUCUGUUGGUACUGUAUUGCCAACUCCUAUGGUUAUUGUCAUGCCGUGUCAAACAGAUCUGGGACCAUGCUAGUUAAUUGAAUCCUGUGCCUGGUGUAGUUAUGCUGGCAAUGCUAGCUGAUGCUAACAGGGUUAGUUUAAGUGGAUGGCUGGCCUAGGCCUUAGCAGUUGCUAUAGGACCUGAGAUAGCUGAUGCUAGCAGGGUUAGUUUAAGUGGAUGGCUGGCCUAGGCCUUAGCAGUUGCUAUAGGACCUGAUAUAGCUGAUGCUAGCAGGGUUAGUUUAAGUGGAUGGCUGGCCUUAACAGUUGCUAUAGGACCUGAGAUAGCUGAUGCUAGCAGGGUUAGUUUAAGUGGAUGGCUGGCCUUAACAGUUACUAUAGGACCUGAGAUAUCUGAUGCGUUAAUCUGUGUGGUGGUUUGUUAUUAACUGGAGAAUAUAGAGCAGCAUCAGCAGAUUCAAAUGUGUAAGGAAUGAGCUACAUGAACAGGCUCUCUCACAUGGUACACGUCAGACAUCAUACAGUAUACACACACAUACAGUGGGGAGAACAAGUAUUUGAUACACUGCCAAUUUUGCAGGUUUUCCUACUUACAAAGCAUGUAGAGGUCUGUAAUCUUUAUCAUAGGUACACUUCAACUGUGAGAGACGGAAUCUAAAACAAAAAUCCAGAAAAUCACAUUGUAUGAUUUUUAAGUAAUUAAUUUGCAUUUUAUUGCAUGACAUAAGUAUUUGAUCACCUACCAACCAGUAAGAAUUCCGGCUCUCACAGACCUGUUAGUUUUUCUUUAAGAAGCCCUCCUUUUCUCCACUCAUUACCUGUAUUAACUGCACCUGUUUGAACUCGUUACCUGUAUAAAAGACACCUGUCCACACACUCAAUCAAACAGACUCCAACCUCUCCACAAUGGCCAAGACCAGAGAGCUGUGUAAGGACAUCAGGGAUAAAAUUGUAGACCUGCACAAGGCUGGGAUGGGCUACAGGACAAUAGGCAAGCAGCUUGGUGAGAAGGCAACAACUGUUGGCGCAAUUAUUAGAAAAUGGAAGAAGUUCAAGAUGACGGUCAAUUUCCCUCGGUCUGGGGCUCCAUGCAAGAUCUCACCUCGUGGGGCAUCAAUGAUCAUGAGGAAGGUGAGGGAUCAGCCCAGAACUACACGGCAGGACCUGGUCAAUGACCUGAAAAGAGCUGGGACCACAGUCUCAAAGAAAACCAUUAGUAACACACUACGCCGUCAUGGAUUAAAAUCCUGCAGCGCACGCAAGGUCCCCCUGCUCAAGCCAGCGCAUGUCCAGGCCCGUCUGAAGUUUGCCAAUGACCAUCUGGAUGAUCCAGAGGAGAAAUGGGAGAAGGUCAUGUGGUCUGAUGAGACAAAAAUAUAGCUUUUUGGUCUAAACUCCACUCGCCGUGUUUGGAGGAAGAAGAAGGAUGAGUACAACCCCAAGAACACCAUCCCAACCGUGAAGCAUGGAGGUGGAAACAUCAUUCUUUGGGGAUGCUUUUCUGCAAAGGGGACAGGAUGACUGCACCGUAUUGAGGGGAGGAUGGAUGGGGCCAUGUAUCGCGAGAUCUUGGCCAACAACCUCCUUCCCUCAGUAAGAGCAUUGAAGAUGGGUCGUGGCUAGGUCUUCCAGCAUGACAACGACCCAAAACACACAACCAGGGCAACUAAGGAUUGGCUCCGUAAGAAGCAUCUCAAGGUCCUGGAGUGGCCUAGCCAGUCUCCAGACCUGAACCCAAUAGAAAAUCUUUGGAGGGAGCUGAAAGUCCAGCGACAGCCACGAAACCUGAAGGAUCUGGAGAAGGUCUGUAUGGAGGAGUGGGCCAAAAUCCCUGCUGCAGUGUGUGCAAACCUGGUCAAGACCUACAGGAAACGUAUGAUCUCUGUAAUUGCAAACAAAGGUUUCUGUACCAAAUAUUACGUUCUGCUUUUCUGAUGUAUCAAAUACUUAUGUCAUGCAAUAAAAUGCAAAUGAUUUACUUAAAAAUCAUACAAUGUGAUUUUCUGGAUUUUUGUUUUAGAUUCCGUCUCUCACAGUUGAAGUGUACCUAUGAUACAAAUUACAGACCUCUACAUGCUUUGUAAGUAGGAAAACCUGCAAAAUCGGCAGUGUAUCAAAUACUUGUUCUCCCCACUGUACAUGCAAACACACGUGCGCAUGAACAUACACAGUACACACACACACCCCACAGAGAAAAAAUACACACAUGCAAAUGAAUAUCACACACACACCAAUACAAUCUUUUCAAUAAGCCUUACUACUAACAUAUAACUUACCCUUAGUGUAAUUACCAGGUGGUAGUAAGUCGAUAAAUACGUUAAGUGUGUUAAGUUCACUGAUGGACUGUAAGCUGGACGCGUUUAAGCAAUAGAGGGCAACAAAACGUGUAGGCUGUUUAACAUAUGACCUCUAACUAAAACAUUGAAACCCAUUAUUGGGAAACUACAGAUAGGAGAGAAACAACGUAUUCAGUGAGCUACACACAGACACACACACACACACACACACACACACACACACACACACACACACACACACACAGACAGAGAGAGAGACUCUCACUCACUCACUCACUCACUCACUCACUCACACACACACACACACACACACACACACACACACACACACACACACACACACACACACACACACACACAGUAGUGACUCAGCAGGAUGGAAAAAGGUACCUGUUGUCAAUUCCGUCUCUGUCAGUGUUCUGUCAGCAAACCUCCAUCCAUCCAAACUAAAUCCCAGGCCUGUAGAACCCUACUUUCUUUCCAUCAGCAGUUGUGGCCUGCCGGUCUGUUCCCAAGCCUACCAUCAUAACAAUGGCAGCUGUCUGUGUCACUUGUACCUCUGACUGUCGCCCUGGAAACUCAGCGUAGAGCUUUGAGGAGCCACACCUGUUUUGAUGCCUGGCCGGCUCACUUCAACUUCUGUAUGGUCGAUGUUUUUGCUGAGAUCUUUGUUUUGGUCUCUUGCCUAUUUAUCAAGCGUGUACUCAUGGUACAGUAGAGGGUGAUAUGGCCAAAAUAUCAUUUGAUCUUUUUCAAAUUUUGGAUGGUAUUUUAUGUUUUUGAAUAAUAAAAGUUAUAAAUAUGCUUUAUGAGUAGGUCAUACCCUAGGGUGGCAACACAUACAUUAUAAGUGAUUUCAAUGGGGCUUUCUCCAUUCUGGUUGUUUUAUACUGUUCAAUCCAACUAUAAACAAAAAUAAUUUUCUGCAUUUUCUAAAAUGUCUGCAUUUCCUGCACUGUUGUUAUAAUUUCCACACUGUUGCCAUCCAGGGCUGCAUGAUAUGGGCCAAAGAAUCUAGGCCUAGUUAAUUGGUGAACUGUUGGAAUCAUGGAAAUAUAAUUAUUAUUUAAAUUCUAUAGUUGGAAUAUAGUGGGCAGCAGUGGUGGUCGGUGCCAUUUAAGAUUAAUCAAAUAAAAUCAAUCAAAUAAAAUUGUAUUUAUCACAUGCGCCGAAUACAACAGGUGUAGACCUUACCGUGAAAUGCUUACUUACAAGCCCUUAACCAACAAUGCAGUUCAAGAAAUAGAGUUAAGAAAAUAUUUACUAAAUAAACUAAAGUAAAAAAUAAACUAAAAUGUAACACAAUAAAAUUACAUAACAAUAACGAGGCUACAGUUGAAGUCGGAAGUUUACAUACACUUAGGUUGGAGUUAUUAAAACUCGUUUUUCAACCACUCCACAAAUUUCUUGUUAACAAACUAUAGUUUUGGCAAGUCGGUUAGGACAUCUACUUUGUGCAUUACACAAGUAAUUUUUCCAACAAUUGUUUACAGACAGAUUAUUUCACUUAUAAUUCACUGUAUCACAAUUCCAGUGGGUCAGAAGUUUACAUACACAAAGUUGAAUGUGCCUUUAAACAGCUUGGAAAAUUCACAAGUCUGGUUCAUCCUUGGGAGCAAUUUCCAAACGCCUGAAGGUACCACGUUCAUCUGUACAAACAAUAGUACGCAAGUAUAAACACCAUGCGACCACGCAGCCGUCAUACCGCUCAGGAAGGAGACACGUUCUGUCUCCUAGAGAUGAACGUACUUUGGUGCGAAAAGUGCAAAUCAAUCCCAGAACAACAGCAAAGGACCUUGUGAAGAUGCUGGAGGAAACAGGUUCAAAAGUAUCUAUAUCCACAGUAAAACGAGUCCUAUAUCGACAUAACCUGAAAGGCCGCUCAGCAAGUAAGAAGCCACUGAUCCAAAACCGCCAUAAAAAAGCCAGACUACGGUUUGCAACUGCACAUGGGGACAAAGAGAGAAAUGUCCUCUGGUCUGAUGAAACAAAAAUAAAACAGUUUGGCCAUAAUGACCAUCGUUAUGUUUGGAGGAAAAAGGCAGACCCUUGCAAGCCGAAGAACACCAUCCCAACCGUGAAGCACAGGGGUGGCAGCAUCAUGAUGUGGGGUUGCUUUGCUGCAGGAGGGACUGGUGCACUUCACAAAAUAGAUGGCAUCAUGAGGAAGGAAAAUUAUGUGGAUAUAUUGAAGCAACAUCUCAAGACAUCAGUCAGGAAGUUAAAGCUUGGUCGCAAAUGGGUCUUCCAAAUGGACAAUGACCCCAAGCAUACUUCCAAAGUUGUGGCAAAAUGGCUUAAGGACAACAAAGUCAAGGUAUUAGAGUGGCCAUCACAAAGCCCUGACCUCAAUCCUAUAGAAAAUGUGUGGGCAGAACUGAAAAAGUGUGUGCGAGCAAGGAGGCCUACAAACCUGACUCAGCUACACCAGCUCUGUCAGGAGGAAUGGGCCAAAAUUCACCCAAUUAUUGUGGGAAGCUUGUGGAAGGCUAUCCGAAACGUUUGACCCAAGUUAAACAUUUUAAAGGCAAUGCUACCAAAUACUAAUUGAGUUUAUGUAAACUUCUGACCCACUGGGAAUGUGAUGAAAGAAAUAAAAGCUGAAAUAAAUCAUUCUCCGUACUAUUAUUCUGACAUUUCACAUUCUUAAAAUAAAGUGGUGAUCCUAACUGACCUAAGACGGAAUUUUUACUAGGAUUAACUGUCAGGAAAUGUGAAAAACUGAGUUUAAAUGUAUUUGGCUAAGGUGUAUGUGAACUUCCGACUUCAACUGUAUAUACAGGGGUACCGGUACCGAGUCAAUGUGCGGGGGUAUUUUUAUUUGUAUUUAUUAUGGAUCCCCAUUAGCUGCUGCCAAGGCAGCAGCUACUCUUCCUGGGGUCCAGCAAAGUUAAGGCAGUUAGACAUUUUAAAAACAUUACAAUAUGUGUGCCCUCAGGCCCCUACCCUACUACCACAUAUCUACAGUGCCUUGCAAAAAUAUUCAGCCCCCUUGGCGUUUUCCUAUUUUGUUGCAUUACAACCUGUAAUUUAAAUUGAUUUUCAUUUGGAUUUCAUGUAAUGGACAUACAUUCAAUAGUCCAAGUUGGUGAAGUGAAAUUAAAAAAAUAACUGUUUAAAAAAAUAAAAUAAAAAAAAUUACUGAAAAGUGGUGCGUGCAUAUGUAUUCACCCCCUUUGCUAUGAAGCCCCUAAAUAAGAUCUGGUGCAACCAAUUACCUUCAGAAGUCACAUAAUUAGUUAAAUAAAGUCCACCUGUGCGCAAUCUAAGUGUCACAUGAUCUGUCACAUGAUCUCAGUAUAUAUACACACACCUGUUCUGAAAGGCCCCAGUCUGCAACACCACUAAGCAAGCGGCACCACCAAGCAAGCGGCACCAUGAAGACCAAGGAGCUCUCCAAACAGGUCAGGGACAAAGUUGUGGAGAAGUACAGAUCAGGGUUGAGUUAUAAAAAAAUAUCCGAAACUUUGAACAUCCCACUGAGCACCAUUAAAUCCAUUAUAAAAAAAAUUGAAAGAAUAUGGCACAGCAACAAAUCUGCCAAUAGAGGGCCGCCACACCAAAUCUCACUAUAAAUUAAUACAACCGAAAGCUUACCUUGACUGUGAAUAGUUGCAGUGUGGAUAGCUAGCUAACAUAAAUAGCUAGCACCCCUCUCUGUUUGAGUCAGUUUGUUGAGUAGGCUAAAUUAGCUGCAUUAGCUAAGUAAGUGAAAGGUAAACUAAGAAGAAGAAAAAAUUUGAUAUUGACAUUGAUAGCUAGCUGUCUCUCUGCUGCUUCUCCUUAAUUUUUGAAGACAUUAAUUUGUUCAAAACUGUUCAACUAUUGUCUUGUUCUCUCUUUGAGUCAACUACUCAACACACGUUAUGUACUGCAGUGCUAGCUAGCUGUACUUUAUGCUCUCAGCACUAUAUUUAUUAUCUGAUCCUUUGAUUGGAUGGACAACAUGUCAGUUCAUGCUGCAAGAGCUCUGAGAGGUUGGAGGACGUCUUCCAGAAGUCGUCAUAAUUACUGUGUAAGUCUAUGGAAGGGGGUGAGAACCAUGAGCCUCCUAAGUUUUGCAUUGAAGUCAAUGUACCCAGAGAAAGAUAGAAAAUAAUUAGCUGUCCUCCGACUACACCAUGGUUCUACCCAAGAGAGUGCUGUUGAGGCUACUGUAGACCUUCAUUGCAAAACACUGUGUUUUAAUCAAUUAUUUGGUGACUAUAUUUAGUAUAGUUUUACUGAAAUUAUAACUUCUUUAAUGUUUCACUAUUUUUAUGAAAUUCACUGAGGAGGAUGGUCCUCCCCUUCCUCCUCUGAGGAGCCUCCACUGCCAGAGAUCUGUAUAUAAUGAGGAGAUGCUAAUUUCUCCGCCCUAACAAUAGGAGUCGUUGUCCCAAAGGCGGGAAGGCAGGCGACAAGCUUGGGUCCAACCUCUCGCUUCACCUCUUCCUAUCUGUCUGACUAGCGAUUAGCAUUAGCGGCUAACAAGAUUUAUUUUAGCCACAACUUGCUAAGAAAAGACAAACUAGGAGACAGUAGUUUGCAGACAGUGAGAUACACACACACACACACACAAACUAUAAGUUUAAUGUAAUUAUAGAACGCUUGUGGAAAGCAGCAUGUCACCAACAUCGUACUGCAUCUAGCCGACCUUGCAGAGUGCAGCAGUGGGAACAGCAAGAAAGUGUUCGUGACUCCGUGGUCGAGUAACUGCUCUCUCCUUGAGUAACAGGGGGGCGGGGCUUGGUGUGGGAAGCGGCCUGAAGCAGGAGGAAGGAGAAGACGUCUCAUAUAGCAAACGGAGUCAACUAUAAAAACGGACAUUACACACGCCGAGUAGUGUAUCACAUGUAACAAACCAUACAUUGAAAUACCGUUAUAGAAGGUAAAGUAAAAACCCAAACCGGCCAGUGCAUCCAUACCGGUGUAUAGUAAAAUACGGUAUACCGCCCAGCCCUAGUACAGUACAUAAUCUAAAAUUAAAUGUGUCAAAACGUCAUGUUUGAAAUUAUGAAAUCAUAUUUUAUUGAAAAUAUGGUACAUUUGGGUUGCUGUUUGGCUUGCAAGGUCAUCAUAUCAUAUUAAAAAACCUGCAGUGAUAAAAGUCAAUACAUAUUUCAAACAAUCAGCAAAUACCCUCUAAGCAAGGUUGCACUCAGCAAGCCCUCACAAAGGGCAGCACUUGCUCGAUGAUAUAACCAUUCCAAUACAGCUGUGUAGAUGUUUACGUGGCUGUAGUAGAGAUGAGACAAACAGCAUGUGUCAGCUGGACAGGUAAAGGAGAGGAGUGGUGGACGAAGCGGACGGAGGUAUUAUGUUCUGUCCAGGUGGGAAACCAGAUCUGGCCCUGGCAGGCGGACCGGGCCUAGGCCCCUGGUGCAUCUGUGUGGAGCUCUGAUAGCCUAGCCAGGGAGCAGGGGGCUCAGGUUUUCACUUCUCCCACUCUGGGGACAUGUCGAGCUGGGCCACGGUCGGCUCACAUUCCCCCGAAACCUUAGAGGCUCUGGGUCUCGGGUGUCACGUAAAAGGUUAGAACUAUGUCCGUUGGAGUGACGUAGAAAAAUUAGCACAAAAAACAAAGGUCUGUCUCCAACUCUGGCUUCUAUCGUUGCCGGUGUGUCGGGUUACGAGAGCCAGGAUGACAGGGUUGUGAGACGAUAAGGCGAAGGCUAAAGGAAAAAACUUUCAGCUAAGCAAAUGGAAUGUGGGACGAAGCUUUUUAUUCACUGAUGUGGACGUCAAUUCAACAUCUAUUCCACGUUGGUUCAACGUAAUUUCAUUGAAAUUACAUGAAAACAAUGUUGAUUCAAGCAGUGUGUGCCCAGUGGAAUGACUUGAUGAAUUUAUGAAAUUGCUUCUUCCAAUUAUUGAUAAACAUGCACCUGUUAAGAAACUGACUGUUGAAACUGUUAAGGAUCCAUGGAUUGAUGAGGAAUUGAAAAACUGUAUGGUUGAAAGAGAUGGGGUGACUUACUGCAAAUUGAGAAAUUAUGUGACUAAAUUCAACAACAAAAAAGAAGAAACUGUAUUAUGAAGCCAAGAUCAUUGAUAUAAAGAAUAAUGGAAAAACACUUUGGAGUACUUUAAAUGAAAUUAUUGGCAGAAAGACAUUCAACUCCAUCUUUCGGUUUAGUCAUCACCAUUUGAUGUUGCCAAUUAUUUUAAUGAUUACUUCAUUGGCAAAGUGGGCAAACUUAAGCAGGAAAUGCCAACAAUGAACAGUGAGCCAUUGUACUCAUGCAUAAAAAAACGAAAUUAAAUAAAAUCAUUGUAAGUUAGAAUUUUGUAAAGUUAGUGUGGGAGAGGUGGAAAAAUGUGUUUUAUCGAUCAGUAAUGACAAACCUCCUGGCAUUGACAACUUACAGUAGAUGGAAAGCUACUGAGGAUGGUAGAUGACUAUAUAGCCACUCCUAUCUGUCAUAUCUUUAAUCUGAGCCUAGAGGAAAGUCUUUGUCCUCAGGCCUGGAGGGAAGUCAUUCCGCUACCCAAGAGUGGUAAAGUGGCCUUUACUGGCUCUAACAGCAGACCUCAGCUUGCUGCCAGCUCUUAGUAAACUGUUGGAAAAAAUUGUGUUUGACCAAAUACAAUGCUAUUUCUCGGUAAACAAAUUUACAACAGACUUUCAGCAUGCUUAUAGGGAAGGGCACUCAACAUAUACUGUACUGACACAAAUGACUGAUGAUUUGUUUAAAGAAAUUGAUAAUUAGAAGGUUGUGGGAGCUGUACUGUUAGAAUUCAGUGCAGCCUUUGAUAUUAUUGACCAUAACCUGUUGUUGAGAAAAAGUAUGUGUUAUGUCUUUUCAACCUCUGCCAUAUCGUGGAUUCAGAGCUAUCUAUCUAAUAGAACUGAGUUUUUUUUAAAUGGAAGCUUCCCUUAAUGUCAAACAUGUAAAGUGUGGUGUACCGCAGGGCAGCUCUCUAGGCCCUCUACACUUUUCUAUUUUUACCAAUGACCUGCCACUGGCAUUAAACAAAGAAUGUGGGUCCAUGUAUGCUGAUAAUUCAACCAUAUACGCAUCAGCAACCACAGCUAAUGAAGUCACUGAAACCCUUAACAAAGAGUUGCAGUCUGUUUUGGAAUGGGUGGCCAGUAGUAAACUGGUCCUGAACAUCUCUAAAACUAAGAGCAUUGUAUUUGUUACAAAUCAUUCCCUAAGUUCUAGACCUCAGCUGAAUCUGGUAAUGAAUGGUGUGGCUGUUGAACAAGUUGAGGAGACUAAGUUACUUGGUAUUACCUUAGAUUGUAAAUUGUCAUGGUUGUAGAGAUGGGAAGAGGUCUGUCCGUAAUAAAAAGAUGCUCUGCUUUUUUGACACCACACUCCACAAAGCAAGUCCUGCAGGCUCUAUUUUUUUUUAUCUUAUCAUGAUUAUUGUCCAGCCAUAUGGUCAAGUGCUACAAAUAAAUACCUUUUCACAGUCCCCAGGUCCAGAACAAAUUCAAGGAAACGUACAGUAUUAUACAGAGCCAUGACUGCUUGGAACUCCCUUCCAUCUUAUAUAGCGCAAGUGAACAGCAAACCUGGUUUCAAAAAACAAAUAAAGCAACACCUCACGGUGCAACGCCUCUCCUCCAUGUGACCUACUUGUUGUGUGUACUGUAUGUACUUACAUUGACAUAUUUGUGUUGCCACACGAACGUUUCGGGUAUGAGCCCUUUGUCAGCGUGCAAGGCAAUGGCAAUCAAUGUCACAACAAAAAGACCACAAAGGUGGGCAUAAUUAUACAUUCACAGUCAGUAUUGGCCCAAUCAAGAGAUCCCGGCAGAGGGAGCUGUGGGGAAAACAUGAAAAUCAAAUAAAGGUAGACACACAAUACAAAUACAUGAUGAUGUCAUUACCAAAAUGUUUGGCCUAUUUAUAACCUACUACAAAAAACAAGAAAUAACAUUUUUAAGGCCUGCUGGGGCAAGAGUGACCAAGCAGUCUAUCCAAUAUGUCUCUUUGGAGAAGUCAUUUAUCCCUAUCUACUCCCCUACGUGGCGCCUUCACCAAUUCAAUGCCCAUAUAACGUAAGGCACUUAGUUCCAUGAUUAUGGCUAUUGAAAUACCUGGCAACCGAUGAUUUUUCAUCAUUGGUUUGCGAAUGGAGCUUUUAUGCUCACAUAUCCUUGUCUUAAGUUCACGUUUGGUCUUACCCACAUAAUACAAGUUACAGGAACACUGAAGGAGAUAUACAACAUAUUUCGUGUUGCAUGUUAUUCUACCUCAAACCUUUAUCCUCUCACCCCAAUGGGGACGGAUAAGAGAGUUCCCUCUGAUCAUGGCAUCACAGUGGACACAGUUGUGACAAGGCAAACUGCCAUCAGGAAUGAUAGACAUAUAAUGUGAUGCUUGUUUCUUAGGCGAAUCUGACCUUUUCUAAACAAACCUGUAAAAUUGAGGGUCUCUUAUAGCAAAACCUCAGGGGGGGGAUUCAAAAACUUGUCAAUAAUCAACUGACUGGCUUUCUUGAUGUCUAUAGUAUUCUCUUUGGUAUGCAAUCUCGUUUUCGCUCAGGUUAUGGAUGUAUGAAAAUGUAUGCACUCACUAACUGUAAGUCGCUCUGGAUAAGAGCGUCUGCUAAAUGACUAAAAUGUAAAUGUGUCACUGCAACCUUUAAAGGUCCUAAAUGAUGUCACCAAUGCCCUUGAUUCUAAGCAAUGUUGUGCUGCUAUUUUUAUUUACUUGGCCAAAGCUUUUGAUACUAGACCAUUCCAUUCUUGUGGGUCGGCUAAGGAGUAUUGGUGUCUCUGAGGGGUCUUUGGUCUGGUUUGCUAACUACUAUUUCUCAAAGAGUGCAGUGUAUAAAAUCAGAACAUCUGCUGUCUCAGCCACUGCCUGUCACCAAGGGAGUACCCCAAGACUCGAUCCUAGUUCCCACGCUCUUCUCAAUUUACAUCAACAACAUAGGAAGCUCUCCCAUCCAUUUAUAUGCAGAUGAUACAGUCUUAUACUGAGCUGGACCCUCCCUGGAUUUUGGGGUUAAACGCUCUACAACAAAGCUUUCUUAGUAUCCAACAAGCUUUCUCUGCCCUUUACCUUGUUCUGAACACCUCCAAAACAAAACAAAGUAAUGUGGUUCGGUAAGAAGAAUGCCCCUCUCCCCACCGGUGUGAUUACUACCUCUCUGGGUUUAGAGCUUGAGGUAGUCACCUCAUACAAGUACUUGGGAGUAUGGCUAGACGGUACACUGUCCUUCUCUUAGUACAUAUCCAAGCUGCAGGCUAAGGUUAAAUCUAGACUUUGUUUCCACUAUCGUAAUCGCUCCUCUUUCACCCCAGCUGCCAAACUAACCCUGAUUCAGAUGACCAUCCUACCCAUGCUAGAUUACGGAGACGUAAUUUAUAGAUCGGCAGGUAAGGGUGCUCUCGAGUGGCUAGAUGUUCUUUACCAUUCGGUCAUCAGAUUUUCCACCAAUGUUCCUUAUAGGACACAUCACUGCACUCUUUACUCCUCUGUAAACUGGCCAUCUCUGUAUACCCGACGGAAGACCCACUGGUUGAGGCUUAUUUAUAAAACCCUCUUAGGCCUCACUCUAGACCUUAUACGAAUAUUCCUCAUCAAGAGGGUUUAGAUGCAAUAAAACAUUAUUUGAAUCAAAGAACAGAACUGGAUCCCCCCAAUGACUACUGUUGAGCUUGACUAGUGAAAUAUUGACUAAGAAUUAUUUAAAGUUUGAAGUCUGUUAUUAUCUUCAGGUUCAAGGAACUGCUAUGGGAUCGCCAGUUGCGCACAAUUAUGCAAAUGUAUUUAUGGGGAAAUUUGAGUUGGACUUUGUAUAUGAUAAUCCCUAUUCAAAUGUUAUCAAGUGUUUUGAGAUAUAUUGAUGACAUUUUUUUUAUUUGGUCAGGUGAUGAUCUUGAAUUGCAGGAAUUAUUUACAUACAUGAAUUCCAGGAUGCCGUCCAUUAAAUGUACGUUAGUAUCCGAUAAAGAACAUGCUUCCUUUUUGGAUUUUUUGUUUUAAGAAAGAUGGCAAUGGCUUGCACACUGAGGUGUAUAGAAGAGAAACAGAUAGAAAUACCUUUCUUCAUUUCAGCAGACUGGAAACACUGUUUGUUAUUUUAACUAAAACAUAACAAAUCUUUGUUAAACAUAAAUACCAAACCUGUUUUUGCAUGGAUUCCGCAACGCGGUUAGCUUUUAACAGCUAGAACCACUAUUUCUUGUCCCGGAAUCCUGCUUAACUGACAGGUUAAAGUCUGCUGCUAACAUUAGCCAUCAAGCUGACGAAGUUAGUCCCAGAUGAGUUUUCCAAUGGAGCCCUCUUUGUCUGGAGAGGUAAAUGAACGGUUCCAGCGCUGUAGGAGCUGUAUCUACUACGCUUUGUUUCGGGACAAACUGGAUCACUCAGAGUUCCAAUGCGGCAAUUGUUUGCUUGCGGAGGAUUAUAGGCUUGAGGUGGCUUCCUUGAUCACGCAGGUAGCCAGCCUAUGUAAGAAACUGGGGAAAACGCAGAGUGGAAAGUUGUACCUUUUCUGCACCAUCCUGUGAAGCGUGGGAAUGGGCGGAAUUCCUCGUCCUUCUCGCCAGCCGUGAUUUUGGGCAGCUCCAUGGUAAGACGUGACUGUUCCUGGUGAAAAAACCAUGUCCUAUCCCGGAGCUCGAGUAAAUGACAUUACUAAGCUGCUCCCGUAUGUACUACGCCAGAACAUUGAUUCUAUCGUAGUCCAUGUGGGUUUUAAUGACAUUAUGAAGGGCAGCUCUGAACAGUUUUUAACUGGAUUUCAAAGAGCUGAUUAACUCUCUGCUAGACACUAAUCAAAUACCCAUCAUAUCUGGCCCUACGCCCUCUCUGAAUGGUGGCAUUGAAUGCUUUAGCAGGAUUAUUUCUCUUCACAACUGGCUACGUGAUUAUUGCAGCUCAAUGGAUGUAACUUUUGUUGACAAUUUCGAUACCUUUUGGAAACAAAACACGUUUUAUAAGGAGGAUGGGAUCCAUCCAAAUCAUUUGGGUUCCUGGAUCCUUUCACAGAAUUAUAAGGCUGCGAUGAGACAAUGACUUAUCAAUGACCCAAGCCCAGCUCAGCUAAUCCCUACCAUUGUGUCGCUGAGUCAUCAUAAUACUUUAGCUUUAUGUACAUUAUACCAGGGGCAUUGGUAGACACAAUGUAAGAAACCUAAUUUAUGUCCCUCUAACUGCCCUGAAUGCCUCUGCUGAUCCUACAGCUAUUGUAUGCAGCAAUCAUGUGUCUAUGAACCAGAUUUAUGCUGUUAGCACUGAGGCGGUGUGCCCUAGUAGGAAGUCCACUGUGUGCAGCUCACCCUGCAGUACUUCUGCUAAGCUUCCCAGUAAAGCAAUGAAAACAAGCAAGCAUUCCAGAAAAGUGCUCAAAAUACCCCACGUUAGCAUAUGUAGCUUAAGAAACAAGGUUCAUGAAAUUAAUAACUUGCUAGUAACAGAUGACAUUCAUAUUCUGACUAUCUCUGUAACUCACUUAGACAAUACCUUUGAUAAUACAGUGGUAGCAAUACAAGGUUAUAACAUUUACUUAAAAGACAGAAAUGCCAGUGGUGGAGGUGUUGCUGUUUAUAUUCAGAACCACAUUCCUGUAAAGAUUAGAGAGGAUCUCAUGUUAAAUACUGUUGAAGUAAUAUAGCUACAGGUUCAUCUGCCUCACAUAAAGCCCAUUCUUGUGGGAAGCUGCUAUAAACCACCAAGUGCUAACGGACAGUAUCUGUAUAACGUGUGAAAUGCUUGAUAAUGGAUGUGAUAUCAACAGAGAGGUAUAUUUUCUGGGUGAUUUAAAUAUUGACUGGCUUUCAUCAAGUUGCCCACUCAAGAAAAAGCUUCAAACUGUAACCAGUGCCUGCAACCUGCUUCAGGUUAUCAGUCAACCUACCAGGGUAGUUACAAACAGCACAGGAAUGAAAUCAUCAACAUGUAUUGCUCACAUCUUUACUAAUGCUGCAGAAAUGUGUUUGAAAGCAGUAUCCAGAUCCAUCGGAUGUAGUGACCACAAUAUAGUAGCCAUAUCUAGGAAAACCAAAGUUCCAAAGGUUGGGCCUAAUAUAGUGUAUAAGAGGUCAUACAAUACGUUUUGUAGUGAUUCCUAUGUUGUUGAUGUAAAGAAUAUUUGUUGGUCCGUGGUGUGUAAUUAAGAGCAAACAAAUGCUGCACUUGACACAUUUAUGAAAUUGCUUAUCCCAGUUACUAAUAAGCAUGCACCCAUUAAGAAAAUUACUGUAAAACUGUUCAAUCCCCGUGGAUUGAUGAGGUAUUGAAAAAUUGUAUGGUUGAGAGGGAUGAGGCAAAAGGAAUGGCAAAUAAGUCUGGCUGCACAACCGAUUGGCAAACGUACUGCAAAUUGAGAAAUCAUGUGACUAAACUGAAUAAAAAGAAGAAGAAACUACACUAUGAAACAAAGAUAAAUGACAUAAAGAAUGAUAGUAAAAUGCUUUGGAGCACAUUCAAUGACAUUUUGGGAAAAAAAGCAAACUCAGCUCCAUCAUUCAUUGAAUCAGAUGGCUCAUUCAUUACAAAACCGACUGAUAUUGCCAAAUAUUUUAAUUAUUUUUUCAUUGGCAAGAUUAGCAAACGUAGGCAUGACAUGCUAGCAACAAACGCUGACACUACACAUCCAAGUAUAUCUGACCAAAUUAUGAAAGACAAGAAUUGUAAUUUUGAAUUCUGUAAAGUGAGUGUGGAAGAGGUGAAAAAAGUAUUGUUGUCUAUCAACAAUGACAAGCCCACCGGGGUCUGACAACUUGGAUGGAAAAUUACUGAGGAUAAUAGCGGACGAUAUUGCCACUUCUAUUUGCCAUAUCUUCAAUUUAAGCCUACUAGAAAGUGUGUGCCCUCAGGCCUGGAGGGAAGCAAAAGUCAUUCCGCCACCUAAGAAUAGUAAAGCCCCCUUUACUGGCUCAAAUAGCCGACCAAUCUGCCUGUUACCAACCCUUGGUAAAGUUUUGGAAAAAUAGUGUUUGAUCAGAUACAAUGUUAUUUUACAGUAAACAAAUUGACAACAGACUUUCAGCAUGCUUAUAGGGAAGGAUAUUCAACAAGCACAGCACAUACACAAAUGACUGAUGAGUGGCUGAGAGAAAUUGAUGUUAAAAAGAUUGUGGGGGCUGUUUUGUUAGACUUCAGUGCUGCUUUUGACAUUAUCGAUCAUAGUCUGCUGCUGGAAAAACAUAUGUGUUAUGGCUUUACACCCCCUGCUCUAUUGUGGAUAAAGAGUUACCUGUCUAACAGAACACAGAGGGUGUUCUUUAAUGGAAGCCUCUCCAACAUAAUCCAGGUAGAAUCAGGAAUUCCCCAGGGCAGCUGUCUAGGCCCCUUACUUUUUUCAAUCUUUACUAACGACAUGCCACUGGUUUUGAGUAAAGCCAGUUUGUCUAUGUAUGCAGAUGACACAACACUAUACACACCAGCUACUAUAGCAACUGAACUGACUGCAACACUUAACAAAGAGCUGCAGUUAGUUUCAGAAUGGGUGGCAAGGAAUACGUUAGUCCUAAAUAUUUCAAAAAAUAAAAGCAUUGUAUUUGGAAAAAUAAUUUACUAAACCCUAAACCUCAACUAAAUCUUGUAAUAAAUAAUGUUGAAAUUGAGCAAAUUGAGGUGACUAAACUGCUUGGAGUAACCCUGUAUUGUAAACUGUCGUUGUCAAAACAUAUUGAUACAACAGUAGCUAAGAUGGGGAGAAGUCUGUCCAUAAUAAAGCGCUGCUCUACCUUCUUAACAGCACUAUCAACAAGGCAGGUCCUACAGGCUCUAGUUUUGUCGCACCUGGACUACUGUUCAGUCGUGUGGUCAGGUGCCAGAAAGAGAGACUUAGGAAAAUUGCAAUUGGCUCAGAACAGGGCAACACGGCUGGCCCUUGGAUGUACACAGAGAGAAAACAUUAAUAAUAUUUUACAUUUUGCAUGUCAAUCUCUCCUAGCUGAAAGUAGAGGAGAGAUUGACUUCAUCACUACUUGUAUUUGUGAGAGGUAUUGACAUGUUGAAUGCACCGAGCUGUCUGUUUAAACGACUAGCACACAGCUCAGACACCCAUGCAUACCCCACAAGACAUGCCACCAGAGGUCUCUUCACAGUCCCCAAGUCCAGAACAGACUAUGGGAAGCGCACAGAGCCACAUAGAGCCAUGACUACAUGGAACUCUAUUCCACAUCAGGUAACUGAUGCAAGCAGUAGAAUCAGAUUUAAAAAACAGAUAAAAAUACACCUUAUGGAACAGCGGGGACUGUGAAGCAACACAAACAUAGGCACAGACACAUGCAUACACACACAUGAUAACAUACGCACUAUACACACACGUACACAUGGAUUUUGUGUUGUAGAUAUUUGGUAGUGGAGUAUGGGCCUGAGGGCACACACUUAGUGUGUUGUGAAUUCUGUAAUGAAUGUACACUACCGGUCAAAAGUUUUAGAACACCUACUCAUUCAAGGGUUUUUCUUUAUUUUGACUAUUUUCUACAUUGUAGAAUAAUAGUGAAGACAUCAAAACUAUGAAAUAACACAUAUGGAAUCAUGUAGUAACCAAAAAACUGUUAAACAAAUCAAAAUAUAUUUUAUAUUUGAGAUUCUUCAAAUAUCCAGCCUUUGCCUUGAUGACAGCUUUGCACACGCUUGGCAUUCUCUCAACCAGCUUCACCUGGAAUGCUUUUCCAACGGUCUUGAAGGAGUUCCCACAUAUGCUGAGCACUUGUUGGCUGCUUUUCCUUCACUCUGCGGUCCGACUCAUCCCAAACCAUCUCAAUUUGGUUGAGGUUUGGGGGAUUGUGGAGGCCAGGUCAUCUGAUGCAGCACUCCAUUACUCUCCUUCUUGGUAAAAUAGCCCUUACACAGCCUGGAGGUGUGUUGGGUCAUUGUCCUGUUGAAAAACAAAUGAUAGUCCCACAGGGUUACGUAAACCAUAGGAAGUUUGGGGAGGAUGAUGAUGAUGUGAAAUACCUAAAUGACAGAUUGGUAAUAGGAUUAACGCUCCCCACGCUAUAACCUGAUUUCAAUCUCUGAGAAACGGAGCAUUACAUCUCGUCCGUCGAUACCGUUCCAACUCCCAUAUCGAUCCCACAGCAAUAACACAACCACUGUCAGGCAGCCUCAGUCGCAGUUAUGUAGACACACUGUCAUAUUGUCAUGAGUUGUUUAGUUGUUUGGCUGUUUUUGUUGUUGUUGCAGUGAAUGCUAAGGCUUAUUGCGGUUAGGCUAUCUAAGGUGUGUUUUAGUUUUAUCAGCAUUAGCAUAAGCCGCUAUGAGGGAGGUAAAUGUGAGUUGUUUUGCUGAUUAGUAGCGCUGAAGGCUAAGCUAAGGCUUAAAUUCCUACCAACUGCCACCAACUUCCAACAGUUGGACACAAGUUUGAUCCAAGGCUAAUAUGAGAAUAGCGACAAGGCACAAGGCACAAAGGCAAACAGUAGAUGGCUGAUAUUGUCAAACAGUAGAUGGCUGAUAUUGUCAAACAGUAGAUGGCUGAUAUUGUCAAACAGUAGAUGGCUGAUAUUGUCAAACAGUAGAUGGCUGAUAUUGUCAAACAGUAGAUGGCUGAUAUUGUCAAACAGUAGAUGGCUGAUAUUGUCAAACAGUAGAUGGCUGAUAUUGUCAAACAGUAGAUGGCUGAUAUUGUCAAACAGUAGAUGGCUGAUAUUGUCAAUUAAUAUAUUGUUCAAGGUUGCAGUUUGUUCACUGUUGUAUGGUGGGUGAGGUUAGUGAUAUAUCCUGUUAACUAAAGCCCUGUUAACUAAAGCCCUGCCUUGAUGGGUUUGUCCGUAACUAAAGCCCUGUUAACCAAAGCCCUGCCUUGAUGGGUAUAUCCUUAACUAAAGACCUGUUAACUAUAUUUUUACAUUGACAUUUUUGUCAUUUACCAGAUGCUCUUAUCCAGAGUGACUUACAGUAGUGAAUGCAUACAUGUUUUUAGUUUUUCGUGCUGGUCCCCCAUGGGAAUCGAACCCACAGCCCUGUCGUUGGAAGUGCCAUAUCUAAAGCCUUCCUUGAUGGGUUUGUCCUUAACUAUAUAUAUGUGGUCCUCUGUAGCUCAGCUGGUAGAGCACGGCGCUUGUAACGCCAAGGUAGUGGGUUCGAUCCCCGGGACCACCCAUACACAAAAAAAUUAAAAUAAUGUAUGCACGCAUGACUGUAAGUCGCUUUGGAUAAAAGCGUCUGCUAAAUGGCAUAUUAUUAUAUAUUAUAACUAAAGAUAGGGCUGGGCGAUAUAUCUAAUUCAUUCGAUUAAAUGUAUGUUUUUGUGCGAUAUUCCAAAUGCCUGUAUCGCAAGAAUCAAGGUUUAGUUAUUUUUCGUUUUUAUGAGUGUUUUUGUCCGCUUGUUCUCGUGUUGUAUUUUUGGUCUUGUCUUUUUACUCCUUCUGUGCUGUGUGCACCUCCCCAUUUACACCAGAGAUCUGUAUAUAAUGAAGAAAUGCACACCUCCGCCCUAACAAUGGGAAUUGUUGUCCCAAAGGCGGGAAGGCAGGCGACAAGCUUAUGUCCAAAAUAAGCCCAUAGAAACGCAUUGGGCUUAUUUUGGGCAGAUUUUAGCGAGUGUGAAACCUCUCGCCUCACCUCUUCCUCUAUGGUUUACACACACCAAGCCCCUCCCCCUGCCUCUCACGCCAACAAAGUUGACAGAUCACAUCUUCCUCUCUGAUAAGCGGUUUCAGCUCGCUAUUUGCAUUUGAGGUUUGGUCCAACAGAAUCGGUCAUAUGGAUACCGAAACACAUCGAGACAUUAUUUUACUGUAAUAGAGAAGUUAACUUUUCUAACAAUACCCUUUUUAUGUCUCAACUACUCAAAUUGCGCGCAGAGCAGACACUACUAAAAUAAGAGUAUCAAUGAACAUUGAUUGUGGAAAAUGUAUGCUCAGUUUGUCGCGCGUGGCACUGGGUUACCACGUACCGCUAGCAGCAUUUUAGCCAAAUACUGUUAUACUAACAUUCUAGUCUGUGUUUUAUAAAUGUGCAAUAAGCAUAAAACACAAUUAUAUACAGAAUUGGCAACUCGUUCUCAUUCUGAGAAAUAAUGUAGGCCACUUGAUUUCAACAUCUGAACAAAGUGGACAGGCUAACAUGCUUUUCAAACAGUUGGGGACAGACAGAAGGGUAUGUUCAUAACAAUUCAACUGUUCAACCUUGUUAGCUAGCAAAUAGAUCCAAGUUGGCUAAACUUGAAAUAUAAAGAUUAGCUAGCUAAUCGCUAGCACGUGGGCUUGAGAGAUUGUUGAUGAGACCUGUGUUAAUUUUCUAUAAUGCCUACUACAAGAAGUUAGUCAUUAGUGAAUGUGCAUUAUGCAUGGUUCUAGUUAAAUUUGUAAAGAAGAAGGGCAUUUUCAUAGACAGACUUGAUUAUUGCAACAACAAAAAAGCAGGUUAAACUAUUUUGAUGAAAUAAUUAAAUUAUUAGUGGGUCUUAUGGUUGUGGAAGUCUUAUAUUUAACCUAGGUAUAACUUCACAAGACCUGAAUUCAUUAGAUUAUUGCUGACUGUUUGAAAUGCAGUGUAUUCUACCUUUAAUUGUACAACAACGCUUAUUUAGAGAGAUGUGCCCUUGAGCAAGGCACUUAACCCUAAUUGCUCCUGUAAGUCGCUCUGGAUAAGAGCGUCUGCUAAAUGACUAAAAUGUAAAUGUAAAACAUAAAAAAAAAAUAGAUAUACAGUACCAGUCAAAAGUUUGGACACACCUACUCAAUCAAGGGUUUUUCUUAAUUUUUUUUACUAUUUUCUACAUUGUAGAAUAAUAGUGAAGACAUCAAAACUAUGAAAUAACACAUAUGGAAUCCCGUAGUAACCAAAUUAAAAUAUAUGUUAUAUUUGAGAUUCUUCAAAGUAGCCACCCUUUGCCUUGAUGACAGCUUUGCACACUCUUGGCAUUCUCUCAACCAGCUUCACCUGGAAUGCUUUUCCAACAGUCUUGAAGGAGUUCCCACACAUGCUUAGCACUUGUUGGCAGCUUUUCCUUCACUCUGCCGUCCAACUCAUCCCAAACCAUCUCAAUUGGGUUGAGGUUGGGGGGUUGUGGAGGCCAGGUCAUCUGAUGCAGCACUCCAUCACUCUCCUUCUUGGUCAAAUAGCCCUUACAAAGCCUGGAGGUGUGUUGGGUCAUUGUCCUGUUGAAAAACAAAUGAUAGUCCCACUAAGUGCAAACCAGAUGGGAUGGCGUGUCGCUGCAGAAUGCUGUGGUAGCCAUGCUGGUUAAGUGUGCCUUGAAUUCUAAAUAAAUCCCUGACAAUGUCACCAGCAAAGCACCCCCACACCAUCACGUGGAUCGCCCAUAAGUAAAAAAAAAUAUUUGUAGGCCAUAUCGCCCAGCCCUAACUAAAGCCCUGCCUUGAUGGGUUUGUCCUUAACUAAAGCCCCGUUAACUAAAGCCCUGCCUCGAUGGGUUUGUCCUGACUAAAGCUCUGUUAACUAAAGCCCUGCCUCGAUGGGUUUGGCCUAACUAAAGAUCUGUUAACUAAAGCCCUGCCUCCUGGGUUUGUCCUUAACUAAAGCCCUGUUAACUAAAGCCCUGCCUCGAUGGGUUUGUCCUUAACUAAAGCCCUGUUAACUAAAGCUCUUCCUUCAUGGAAACACUGAUUACCCGCUUACUAGGCGGAUAUGAGUUUUUGGCUAGUCGACCAGGGUCGUAUCAGGGUGGUACCAGGGUCGUAUCAGGGCACAUGGAUGGAGGAUCAAGACAAUGUUAUGGUGAGAUCACCACUAUCAGUUUAUUUCCACUGAUGUAGCAUGUUCAAUGCUUAUGUCAUCAGAAAAAAUGUUGUCACCAUUGUGUUAUUCAUUUAACUCUUUGGACAUUGCAAAUAUGAAAUGUCUAAGGUUUCAUCCAGAAGACUACCUAGUGUUGUUUUUUCUAUAUUCAAGCAGUAGGGAAAAUGACCCUGUUACAGUAUAUUGCACUUUGCAAUAACAGGGAGAUGUUGUUUCUGCUUAUAGAAGUACAGCCCUGCUGUUUUUGUAUUAUCCUGGUUUGACUGCAUCAGCAAAGUGUGUGUGUGUGUGUGUGUGUGUGUGUUUAAUUAUGGGCCUGCUGCCCUGCUAAUCGUCACUGAGCCCGAUACUAAACAAACGUAAUCCUACUUUUACAUAACACAAACAAUAAUAAUAUAAUAAUAAUAUGCCAUUUAGCAGACGCUUUUAUCCAAAGAGACUUACAGUCAUGUGUGCAUACAUUUUUACGUAUGGGUGGUCCCGGGGAUCGAACCCACUACCCUAUUAUGCUCUACCAAUUGAGCUACAGAGGACCACCCAUACCGAAUACAACAGACAGAUACGUUGCGUGUGUGUUGCUGUCAGUGUGAGUGUGAGAGACGUGCCUGCGUGGUGUGUAUUCCUCUCUCAUCCACACUGUAACACCACAGAGACAGCUCAUUUUAAUUCCAUCUGUAACUCAUCCCUUGUCUCGCUCCUAGACCAAAGUAGCCGAACCACAAACAGUAUCUUCGCAAUAUAUUCACAAACCAGAAUCGAUCGAUGUCUUCAGCUUGACCAAGUGUUUUUCGGUUGAUUUCCUUUCGGGAAUAAUCACUUCCUUUCUUCCUAUCUGUGUUGUCUUGGCGUUGUUAUGGCCAUGACAACCUUUCCAUUACCGUCAGGAAAAUCACCACCUCAUUACCCACAGGGCAAUCUGCUGAAAGAUGACUGCCGCCGCAGGGGAUUGUGUCACUCGUCUCUGUCGCUCUCUCGGCUCCUUUGGGCCAGCUCAUUGGCCAGUCCAAGUCACCUGGAGUUUUACAUAAAGGUGGCAUAGAGAUAGUGGAGGAGCAUGGGUAAUGCGGUACUGGAUACCUUUUUUCUUGGAGUACUUAAGUCAAUGUCAAUACUAUCAUAGGCUACUACUUAGAAUGGAUGCCCAAUGGGUUGCUUCAUACUAAGUGCUAUACUCUAGUAUAGCUAUUGGCUAUUGGAACAGAGCCUUUUGUCUGUUUCAGACUUGGCCAAAUACACUAAAAUUGGGACCAGAUGCGUUUUUACUUGGCACUCAGCAUUAAGGAGAGCGAUUGGGGGGUAAGGCCCUGCUUGGCACUCAGCAUUAAGGAGAUAAAUUGGGGGUAAGGCCUUGCUUGGCACUCAGCAUUAAGGAGAGCGAUUGGGGGUAAGGCCCUGCUUGGCACUCAGCAUUAAGGAGAUAGAUUGGGGGGUAAGGCCCUGCUUGGCACUCAGCAUUAAGGAGAUAGAUUGGGGGUAAGGCCUUGCUUGGCACUCAGCAUUAAGGAGAGCGAUUGGGGGGUAAGGCCCUGCUUGGCACUCAGCAUUAAGGAGAUAGAUUGGGGGUAAGGCCCUGCUUGGCACUCAGCAUUAAGGAGAUAGAUUGGGGGUAAGGCCCUGCUUGGCACUCAGCAUUAAGGAGAGCGAUUGGGGGUAAGGCCCUGCUUGGCACUCAGCAUUAAGGAGAUAGAUUGGGGGUAAGGCCUUGCUUGGCACUCAGCAUUAAGGAGAUAGAUUGGGGGUAAGGCCCUGCUUGGCACUCAGCAUUAAGGAGAGCGAUUGGGGGGUAAGGCCCUGCUUGGCACUCAGCAUUAAGGAGAUAGAUUGGGGGUAAGGCCCUGCUUGGCACUCAGCAUUAAGGAGAGCGAUUGGGGGUAAGGCCCUGCUUGGCACUCAGCAUUAAGGAGAGCGAUUGGUGGUAAGGCCCUGCUUGGCACUCAGAAUUAAGGAGAGCGAUUGGGGGUAAGGCCCUGCUUUGCACUCAGCAUUAAGGAGAGCGAUUGGGGGUAAGGCCCUGCUUGGCACUCAGCAUUAAGGAGAUGGAUUGGGGGUAAGGCCCUGCUUGGCACUCAGCAUUAAGGAGGUAGAUUGGGGAUAAGGCCCUGCUUGCCACUCAGCAUUAAGGAGAUAUAUUGGGGGUAAGGCCCUGCUUGGCACUCAGCAUUAAGGAAAGAGGUUGGGGGUAAGGCCCUACUUGGCACUCAGCAUUAAGGAGAUAGAUUGGGGGUAAGGCCUUGCUUGGCACUCAGCAUUCAGGAGAGAGGUUGGGGGUAAGGCCCUGCUUGGCACUCAGAAUUAAGGAGAGAGGUUGGGGGUAAGGCCCUGCUUAGCACUCAGCAUUAAGGAGGUAGAUUGGGGGUAAGGCCUUGCUUGGCACUCAGCAUUAAGGACAUAGAUUGGGGGUAAGGCCCUGCUUGGCACUCAGCAUUAAGGAGGUAGAUUGGGGGUAAGGCCCUGCUUGGCACUCAGCAUUAAGGAGAUAGAUUGGGGGUAAGGCCCUGCUUGGCACUCAGCAUUAAGGAGAUAGAUUGGGGGAAGGGCUUGCUUGGCACUCAGCAUUAAGGAGCUAGAUUGGGGGAAGGGCUUGCUUGGCACUCAGAAUUAAGGAGAGAGGUUGGGGGUAAGGCCCUGCCCUUCUGGCUCAUACAAGCCAAGUCUACUUACCAACUGACUUAUCUACAGUACCUUCAUAUGAUCCAACCAGACUUUGAACAGUCAUUCAGCCAGACUUGUUCUGUCCCGUUACUACUUCAGUGACAAAAAAUGUCCCCCAGUUUUUUGCAGAGACCUUCCCCCAUGAAGUUAGAUGAACAGGUCCCACAGGGGCCAACUGUGAUUAAACGCUUUAGAGAACACCUUGUUCUAUUUUCUUCAUGCUUCUCUCUCUGUCCACCAGGUCUUCAUGCUUCUCUCUCUAUCCACCAGGUCUUCAUGCUUCUCUCUCUGGCCACCAGGUCUUCAUGCUUCUCUCUCUGUCCACCAGGUCUUCAUGCUUCUCUCUCUGGCCACCAGAUCUUCAUGCUUCUCUCUCUGUCCACCAGGUCUUCAUGCUUCUCUCUCUGGCCACCAGAUCUUCAUGCUUCUCUCUCUGUCCACCAGGUCUUCAUGCUUCUCUCUCUGUCCACCAGGUCUUCAUGCUUCUCUCUCUGUCCACCAGGUCUUCAUGCUUCUCUCUCUGUCCACCAGGUCUUCAUGCUUCUCUCUCUGGCCACCAGAUCUUCAUGCUUCUCUCUCUGUCCACCAGGUCUUCAUGCUUCUCUCUCUGGCCACCAGGUCUUCAUGCUUCUCUCUCUGGCCACCAGGUCUUCAUGCUUCUCUCUCUGUCCACCAGGUCUUCAUGCUUCUCUCUCUGGCCACCAGAUCUUCAUGCUUCUCUCUCUGUCCACCAGGUCUUCAUGCUUCUCUCUCUGGCCACCAGAUCUUCAUGCUUCUCUCUCUCUGUCCACCAGGUCUUCAUGCUUCUCUCCCGAUGGGAGCUGACGGAGGACCACGGGGCCUGUCAAGGUCUUCAUGCUUCUCUCUCUGUCCACCAGGUCUUCAUGCUUCUCUCUCUGGCCACCAGAUCUUCAUGCUUCUCUCUCUGUCCACCAGGUCUUCAUGCUUCUCUCUCUGGCCACCAGGUCUUCAUGCUUCUCUCUCUGGCCACCAGGUCUUCAUGCUUCUCUCUCUGUCCACCAGGUCUUCAUGCUUCUCUCUCUGUCCACCAGAUCUUCAUGCUUCUCUCUUACUGUGGAUAGCAGGUGUGUGUGUGUGUGUUUGUGCUUGUGUGAUUGUGUGUGUACCUAUGUGUGUGUGUGUGUGUGUGUGUAUGUUCUACACCUUGGAUUAAAAGGCCCGGUCGAUCUUCCUUGACAGGCCCCGUGGUCCUCCGUCAGCUCCCAUCGGGUUUGAGGCGCGUCUAUCUUCCUUGACAGGCCUCGUGGUCCUCUGUCAGCUCCCAUCGGGUUUGAGGCGCGUUACCUGUCGCAUUAUUUGGCCCGCGCCCACAUGCGAACAUGACCCCUUAUUUAUGAGAGAACAGAUUCUCAGGUUACACCAGAGCCCAGAGGAGAAAUGAAGUUAUAUGUACAGGCACCACAGCUGCUCCGUGGCUUGCUACCCUUUGUCAUAGAUAUUAGAUACCAGACUCAUGCUGUGCUUGUCUAUGAUUAUAAGUCGCUCUGGAUAAGAUUGCCUAUGAUUGUAAUAAGGCGAAAUUACUUAAAUGUAAAUGUGAAAUGUAUGUUUAAUUGCCAGUCAUACCAACUCCUUGUCCAUCAUUUUCAUGCUAAACAUUUUUGUCUUGACAAUGACAGCAUACAGCAAUGGAUUUGUUAUUUAUGUUAUUGCAUUUUGUACUUUUAUUUAUUCAGGGGGGCCCAAUUGAGACCAGGGUCUCAUUCUUAAUGGUGCCCUGAGAACAAAAAAUGCACAAAUGAAAUGAAUUCAAUAAAACAGCAACAAACAAAAGAAAUCUACAAGAUACAGCACAGACACACUACAUUUCAACAACACAAAUACAUUAGUACAAAUCAAAUCAAAUCAAAUUGUAUUUGUCACAUACACGUGUUUAGCAGAUGUUAUUGCGGGUGUAGCAAAAUGCUUGUGUUUCUAAUGUGCUAGUGAUGGCUAUUUAACAGUCUGAUGGCCUUGAGAUAGAAGCUGUUUUUCAUUCUCUCGGUCCCAGCUUUGAUGCACCUGUACUGACCUCGCCUUCUGGAUGAUAGCGGGGUGAACAGGCAGUGGCUCGGGUGGUUGAUGUCCUUGAUGAUCUUUUUGGCCUUCCUGUGACAUCGGGUGCUGUAGGUGUCCUGGAGGGCGGGUAGUUUGCCCCCGGUAAUGCGUUCGGCAGACCACACCACCCUCUGGAGAGCCCUGCGGUUGCGGGCGGUGCAGUUGCCGUACCAGGCGGUGAUACAGCCCGACAGGAUGCUCUCAAUUGUGCAUCUGUAAAAGUUUGUGAGGGUUUUAGGUGCCAAGCCAAAUUUCUUCAGCCUCCUGAGAUUGAAGAGGCUCUGUUGCGCCUUCUUCACCACACUGUCUGCAUGGGUGGACCAUUUCAGUUUGUCAGUGAUGUGUACGCCAAGGAACUUUCCUCAUCAAAGUUUUAAACUUCCCUAUUGGCACCAGGGAUUCAAGAUGUAAUGUGGUUAGUAAAUUAUUCCAAACAUGGGGGACGUUAAAACUAAGGUGCUGAUUUACCUAGGUUGGUAGAGACACAAGGGACCUCAGGAGUUAACCAACCCUGUGUGUUUGGUGCCUCGUAUUUGUAUACUUUUUAAAUACUUUUUAUAACAGAGAAGUGAGAUACACUCAGUGGCCAGUUUAUUAGGUACACCCAUCUAGUACUGGGUUGGACUCCCCUUUGCCUCCAGUACAGCCUUGGGGCAUGGAAACUUUGUUCAAUUGGUAUCAAGGGACCUAACGUGUACAAGGAAAAUAUUCCCCAAACCAUUACACCACUGCCACCAGCCUGUACUGUUGACACCAGCAGGAUGGGGCCAUGGACUCAUGCUGCUUACGCCAAAUCCUUUAAAAAAUUGUUUUAAGAAAACAAGUGAUAGACAACAAUACAGAUAAAAACAAAUAAAUAAAAAAUGGUGUACAGGUGUGGUUGGAAGCCCAAGGGUUGAUAUGAAAACCACACCACAAAAACACUAUAUACAAUACAUAAGUACACAGAUAAAAAAGGUUUGUUAAAACAGAUAACAAAACCUACUAAUUAUAAAUGUACAAAUGAAUUGAUCAGUAAUCACACACACAAAAAAAAGAUAUUUGUUUUGUUUAAAUGUGUGUGUGCAUGUGAGUGUGUGAGAGUUAGGCUAUGUGGAGGAGAUUACUGAGUAGUUUGGUUCAUCAGGCUGACCCCAGUCUUCAUGGAGGGGAUUACUGAGUAGUUUGGUUCAUCAGGCUGACCCCCAGUCUUCAUGGAGGAGAUUACUGAGUAGUUUGGUUCAUCAGGCUGACCCCCAGUCUUCAUGGAGGAGAUUACUGAGUAGUUUGGUUCAUCAGGCUGACCCACAGUCUUCAUGGAGGGGAUUACUGAGUAGUUUGGUUCAUCAGGCUGACCCCCAGUCUUCAUGGAGGAGAUUACUGAGUAGUUUGGUUCAUCAGGCUGACCCCCAGUCUUCAUGGAGGAGAUUACUGAGUAGUUUGGUUCAUCAGGCUGACCCCCAGUCUUCAUGGAGGAGAUUACUGAGUCGUUUGGUUCAUCAGGCUGACCCCCAGUCUUCAUGGAGGGGAUUACUGAGUAGUUUGGUUCAUCAGGCUGACCCCCAGUCUUCAUGGAGGAGAUUACUGAGUAGUUUGGUUCAUCAGGCUGACCCCCAGUCUUCAUGGAGGAGAUUACUGAGUCGUUUGGUUCAUCAGGCUGACCCCCAGUCUUCGCUUGAAGUUAUUGAGGGAUGAUGAGGUUUUUGCAAUGUGACGAUAAGAAUUCCAGAGUAUGGUACCUCUAUAUCUGAUAGAGAAUUGACUAUGUGAGGUGUGGCAGUGGGGAGGGUGAAGGUUUUCGCAGUGUCUUGUUAUAUAGAUGGAUUUGAGAUUUAACCUGGAAGAAUCCAUUGAAGGGUUUAGGUAAACUGUCUGGGAGGUAUGAGUAUUCGUAGAUGAAAGUGCAUAAUUGGCGUACAUUAAUGUCGUAAAUAGAAAAGAUAUUGAGUUUCUUAAACAGAAGUGCAGAUGGAGCCAGGUAAUUAGAGGAGGUGGCUAGUCUUGCACAUUUAUUUUGUAUGAUGAGUAAUUUGUGUAGGUAGGAGGCAUAUGUACUGGCCCAGACAAUAUUACAGUAAAUUAGAUAUGGGUAAAUUAAGCCAUAGUAUAGAGUUAGGAAGCAAGCCUGAUGAACCAAACCACUAAUCUCUCUGCCAUCAGCAUGACGCAACAGGAACCGGGAUUCGUCUGACCAGGCGAUGUUUUUCAACUCCUCACUUGUCCAGUGUUGGUGAUGGCCUGUCCACUGGAGCCGCUGCUUCUUGUUUUUAGCUGAUAGGAGUGGAACCCGGUGUGGUCGUCUGCUGCAAUAGCCAAUCCAUGACAAGGACCAACGAGUCCUAUACUGUAAUACUACUACUAACCUACUACUCACCAAUGUCAUUGGGUUCAUCAAGCUUAUUAUCUUAGCGAUGUAUUACAACAUACUGUACUUAACUGUCCAUGCGAUUAAAGACUUACUCUGUGUUAAGCCUGAGUAAACUGGUCCCAGAUCUGUUUGUGCUCUUGGUCCCAGAUCUGUUUGUGCUCUUGGUCCCAGAUAUGUUUGUGCUCUUGGUCCCAGAUCUGUUUGUGCUCUUGGUCCCAGAUCUGUUUGUGCUAUUGGUCCUGAUGUGGCAAAUUCAUCCUUAUACUGAUCAAAGAACAAAAGUAUUUCCAGAGUUUUUGUAGAAUUAUUACAAUGGACAAAGCCAAGUGGUCUGCAGAGCAUCUCCCUUCCAUAUCUCAGCUCUCAGUUUAUAUAGUCAUUUUACAUACAUUUUAGUUUAACCCCUCCCUCUUUGGUUCCACCACCACUGUCUCCAGUUUUCACCUCUUGACCGCUCCACCCACUUCCUUAGUUUAUGAUAGUGGCGAAAUCUGACUUCUAUUCAGUUUGGAAACAAUGGUGGUGUGACCAACCAAGCUUUGUCAUGCAAAAAUAAUCAUGUUCAGUUUGAACUCUGUUCAACCCCGGCUCACCCUUGCUUGACCUGGAGAUUGAUUGUGGACAUGGCAGGUCCACAAUCAAUCUCUCAAAAAUACCCAAGCCCAACCCCUCUCUCCCACCCUGUCAGGCUGUAAUUAAUCAAGAAGACACCCAAGGAGAGACAAAGGGUUUAACCUGAACUCUGUUCAACCCUGGCUCGUUCCAGGGAUAUGCCUAAGGAGAGCCACAGGGUCACAGUCUGGUUUCAGUCACUGAUAAGAUAAGACAACUGUAGAAUUUGACCCGAACACAGGUCAGAUGCCCAUUUCACACACACACAAACCCAGUGAGAGGAACCAAUUGAGUUCUUGCCUAGCAACAGAGAUAAAAAUCCAUAUUAAUGUAAAAAUCCACAUCAGUCCCAGAUCUCUUUGUCCUCUUGGUCCCAGAUCUCUUUGUGCUCUUGGUCCCAGAUCUAUUUGUGCUAUUGGUCCCAGAUCUCUUUGUGCUAUUGGUCCCAGAUCUGUUUGUGCUCUUGGUCCCAGAUCUAUUUGUGCUAUUGGUCCCAGAUCUCUUUGUGCUAUUGGUCCCAGAUCUGUUUGUGCUCUUGGUCCCAGAUCUAUUUGUGCUAUUGGUCCCAGAUCUCUUUGUGCUAUUGGUCCCAGAUCUAUUUGUGCUAUUGGUCCCAGAUCUCUUUGUGCUAUUGGUCCCAGAUCUAUUUGUGCUAUUGGUCCCAGAUCUGUUUGUGCUAUUGGUCCCAGAUCUCUUUGUGCUAUUGGUCCCAGAUCUAUUUGUGCUAUUGGUCCCAGAUCUGUUUGUGCUAUUGGUCCCAGAUCUCUUUGUGCUAUUGGUCCCAGAUCUGUUUGUGCUCUUGCCAAUAGACACUCAGUUGUCGUUCACUAAACUGGUUUGCUCCUACAGACAGUGAACUGGUUUGCUCCUACAGACAGUGAACUGGUUUGCUCCUACAGACAGUGAACUGGUUUGCUCCUACAGACAGUGAACUGGUUUGCUCCUACAGACAGUGAGUCACGUGGCCGUGGCUUGCUUUAUAAAGCAGGCAGAUGGGCAUCGAAGGCAUUCAGUUACUGUUCGAUUGAACGUUAGAAUGGGCAAAACUAGUGACCUAAGCGACUUUGAACAUGGUAUGAUUGUCGGUGCUAGGUGCACCAGUUCCGGUAUCUCAGAAACGGCCGGCCUCCUGGGCUUUUCACGCACAACAGUGUCUAGGGAUUACCGAGAAUGGUGCGACAAACAAAAAACAUUCAGUCAGCGGCAGUCCUGUGGGCAAAAACAGCUCGUUGAUGAGAGAGGUCGAAGGAGAAUAGCAAGAAUUGUGCAAGCUAGCAGGCAGGCCACAAACAGGCAAAUAACGGGGCAGUACAACAGUGGUGUGCAGAACGGCAUCUCAGAAUGCACAACUCGUUGGUCCUUGUCACGGAUUGGCUAUUGCAGCAGACGACCACACCGGAGUCCACUCCUAUCAGCUAAAAACAAGAAGAAGCAUUACUACAGUAUAGGACUGGAACUCACCUGUAGAUCUUAAUUUCAUUUUCUACAAGUGGGUCUCCGGACCACAAUGUUCCACCAUGUUAUCCCAUUUCUCACGCGCACACACACACACCAGAGCUGGGUUCAAAUACUAUUUCAAAUAUCUCAAUUACUUUCACAUACAUUUAUUCCAAUAUGUUUUAUUUGAAAAAACAAAUAGUUGAAUAUUUGAAUGUAUUUGGAAAUACACACUUGGAAAGUAUUGGCAUAUAUUUGAAAAUACUCAAAUACAUUGACUCAAAUACACUCCCAUGCAGCUAACUCAGGUAUUUGAAAAUAGUAUUUGAAAAUACUAAAAUACAUAAGUAUUGAAAUAGCACACACACACACACACACCUAUACAUUCACAGACAUACUGUAUACCUAUACAUUCACAAACACACACCUGUACAAAACAUACACGCACAUACAACCCCCCCCCCCCCACACACACACACACACAUACAAACACACAAGGAGUGGGGCACAGCAGGAAACAUGGCGAUGGCAGAUGUAGCAGGGCUGACGCAAACAUGCCUUUCCUCAGUUUCCUGGCUCGCUGUACCACGACAGCUUUCGAAUGGUUCUGUCUGCGUUAUACAAUAUUUAUCUUGAGUUUCAUCUACUGUAUUUAUAUUUGGCUACAAUUGGGAGAGAUUGACUCACAGCCACAGCUCAUAUGUAACUAUAUUAUGUGAUGUAAUAUAGUGAUGCGAGAGGUUCUAAUCACCAUAGAGGCUAGAUUAAACAGUGACAUGAGGAAUUGAACACAGUUGUGACGAUGCAGAUUAACCUCAGCCUCUACUGCAGGAUCUCACUGCUGCCACCAAAUGUAACAAUGUAGGAGGUCAAUGCCUUUGCAGUAGGAUGUAGAAUGCCUUUGCAGUAGGAUAUAGAAUGCCUUUGCAGUAGGAUGUAGAAUGCCUUUGCAGUAGGAUUUAGAAUGCCUUUGCAGUAGGAUGUAGAAUGCCUUUGCAGUAGGAUGUAGAAUGCCUUUGCAGUAGAAUAUAGAAUGCCUUUGGAGUAGGAUGUAGAAUGCCUUUGCAGGCUUCUGGAGGGGCUAGGUAGGGUUGCUGAACUUACUUAGUGCUGCCAACAUGUAGAUGUUUGAUUGUUAUCGAUUUUGGAUUUACAGUUCACUCAGAUGUGAUGUGUAUUGGGCGCUGCAGACAUCCUUUCCUCAGUUUGACUGCUCGCUGACACUACAUAGGCUCUUCGAAAUGUCUUGCGUAUCGAAUUACAUUGAGUUGUUCACUGCAUAUAUUUGUAUUGGGAAGAGAUUAUGCAAGGCACGGUAUGGCUCAUCAUGUAACCUAUCUAUUGAUGUAAAUAUGGCGAAGUUCUAAUCGACAUAGAGUGCAUAGAUUAAACAUGUGCAUGAGGCAAUUCACAUUGACAUGAACUUAACCUCACCUUUCACUUAGGAUCUACUGUUCCACAUAGGAAUUAACCACAUGUAGGAUCAUGACCUUUCCAAAUUAGGACAUGACCUUUCCAACUAGGAUAUAGGACAUGACCUUUCCAACUAUUAGGACAUGACUUUCCAACAUAGGAAACUUCACUAUAGGACAUGACCUUUCCACUAUUAGGACAUGACCUUUCCACAAAUUAGGACAUGACCUUUCCAAUAUUAGGACAUGACCUUUCACUGGACAUGAUUCCAACUAUGUAGGACAUGACCUUCCAACUAUUAGCAUGACCUUCAACUAUAGGACAUGACCUUUCCAACUAUUAGGACAUGACCUUUCCAACUAUUAGGACAUGACCUUUCCACUAUUAGGACAUGACCUUUCCAACUAUUGACAUGACUUUCCAACUAUUAGGACAUGACCUUUCCAAUAUAGGACAUGACCUUUCCAACUAUUAGGACAUGACCUUUCAACAUUACAUCCUUUCCAACUAUUGACAUGACCUUUCCAACUAUUAGGACAUGACCUUUCCAACUUUGGACAUGACCUUUCCAACUAUUAGGACAUGACCUUUCCAACUAUAGGACAUAACCUUUCCAACUAUUAGACAUGACCUUUCCACUAUUAGGACAUGACCUUCCACUAUUAGGACAUGACCUUCACUAUUAGGACAACCUUUCCAACUAUUAGGACAUACCUUUCCACUAUAUAGGUACAUGACCUUUCCAACUAUUAGGACAUGACCUUUCCAACUAUUAGGACAUGACCUUUCCAACUAUUAGGACAUGACCUUUCCAACUAUUAGGACAUGACCUUUCCAACUAUUAGGACAUGACCUUUCCAACUAUUAGGACAUGACCUUUCCAACUAUUAGGACAUGACCUUUCCAACUAUUAGGACAUGACCUUUCCAACUAUUAGGACAUGACCUUUCCAACUAUUAGGACAUGACCUUUCCAACUAUUAGGACAUGACCUUUCCAACUAUUAGGACAUGACCUUUCCAACUAUUAGGACAUGACCUUUCCAACUAUUAGGACAUGACCUUUCCAACUAUUAGGACAUGACCUUUCCAACUAUUAGGACAUAACCUUUCCAACUAUUAGGACAUAACCUUUCCAACUAUUAGGACAUGACCUUUCCAACUAUUAGGACAUGACCUUUCCAACUAUUAGGACAUGACCUUUCCAACUAUUAGGACAUGACCUUUCCAACUAUUAGGACAUGACCUUUCCAACUAUUAGGACAUAACCUUUCCAACUAUUAGGACAUGACCUUUCCAACUAUUAGGACAUAACCUUUCCAACUAUUAGGACAUGACCUUUCCAACUAUUAGGACAUGACCUUUCCAACUAUUAGGGACAUAACCUUUCCAACUAUUAGGACAUGACCUUUCCCAACUAUUAGGACAUGACCUUUCCAACUAUUAGGAACAUGACCUUUCCAACUAUUAGGACAUAACCUUUCCAACUAUUAGGACAUAACCUUUCCAACUAUUAGGACAUGACCUUUCCAACUAUUAGGACAUGACCUUUCCAACUAUUAGGACAUGACCUUUCCAACUAUUAGGACAUGACCUUUCCAACUAUUAGGACAUGACCUUUCCACUAUUAGGACAUGAACCUUUCCAACUAUUAGGACAUACCUUUCCAACUAUUAGGACAUGACCUUUCCAACUAUUAGGACAUGACCUUUCCAACUAUUAGGACAUGAACCUUUCCAACUAUUAGGACAUGACCUUCCAACUAUUAGGACAUGACCUUUCCAACUAUUAGGACAUAACCUUUCCAACUAUUAGGACAUAACCUUUCCAACUAUUAGGACAUAACCUUUCCAACUAUUAGGACAUGACCUUUCCAAACUAUUAGGACAUGACCUUUCCAACUAUUAGGACAUGACCUUUCCAACUAUUAGGACUGACCUUUCCAUCUAUUAGGACAUGGACCUUUACCAACUAUAGGACAUAACCUUUCCAACUAUUCGGACUUAGACCUUUCCAACUAUUAGGGACAUGACCUUUCCACUAUUAGGGAUAUACCUUUUCCAACUAUUAGGACAUGCACCUUUUCCCAACCUAUUAGGACAGACCUUUCCAACCUAUUAGGACAUACCUUUCCAACUAUUAGGACAUAACCUUCCACCUAUUAGGACAUAACUUUCCAACUAUAGGACUACCCUUCAAUAUUAGGACAUGACCUUUCCAACUCUUAGGAACAUUACCUUUCCAACUAUUAGGACCAUCAAACUUUCCAACUAUUAGGACAUAACCUUUCCAACUAGUUAGUACUAUAACCUUUCCAAACUCUUAUGGACAUGGACCUUUCCAAACUAUUGGGACAUGACCUUUCCAACUAUUAGGACAUGACCUUUCCAACUAUUAGGAGGACAUGACCUUUCCAACGAUUAGGACUAUGACCUUUCCAACUAUUAGGACAUGACCUUUCCAACUAUUAGGACAUGACCUUUCCAACUAUUAGGACAUGACCUUUCCAACUAUUAGGACAUGACCUUUCCAACUAUUAGGACAUAACCUUUCCAACUAUUAGGACAUGACCUUUCCAACUAUUAGGACAUGACCUUUCCAACUAUUAGGACAUAACCUUUCCAACUAUUAGGACAUGACCUUUCCAACUAUUAGGACAUGACCUUUCCAACUAUUAGGACAUGACCUUUCCAACUAUUAGGACAUAACCUUUCCAACUAUUAGGACAUGACCUUUCCAACUAUUAGGACAUGACCUUUCCAUCUAUUAGGACAUGACCUUUCCAACUAUUAGGACAUAACCUUUCCAACUAUUAGGACAUGACCUUUCCAACUAUUAGGACAUGACCUUUCCAACUAUUAGGACAUAACCUUUCCAACUAUUAGGACAUGACCUUUCCAACUAUUAGGACAUGACCUUUCCAACUAUUAGGACAUAACCUUUCCAACUAUUAGGACAUAACCUUUCCAACUAUUAGGACAUAACCUUUCCAACUAUUAGGACAUGACCUUUCCAACUAUUAGGACAUGACCUUUCCAACUAUUAGGACAUGACCUUUCCAACUAUUAGGACAUGACCUUUCCAACUCUUAGGACAUAACCUUUCCAACUAUUAGGACAUAACCUUUCCAACUAUUAGGACAUAACCUUUCCAACUAUUAGGACAUGACCUUUCCAACUAUUAGGACAUGACCUUUCCAACUAUUAGGACAUGACCUUUCCAACUAUUAGGACAUGACCUUUCCAACUAUUAGGACAUGACCUUUCCAACUAUUAGGACAUAACCUUUCCAACUAUUAGGACAUAACCUUUCCAACUAUUAGGACAUGACCUUUCCAACUAUUAGGACAUAACCUUUCCAACUAUUAGGACAUGACCUUUCCAACUAUUAGGACAUGACCUUUCCAACUAUUAGGACAUAAACAGCUUAAUCGCCGUUCCAGCAGUGUAUUUGAUCUGUGUAUGUGCUAGCACCGGGUAGCGCAAGCCUCUCUCUUAUGUACUAGUGAAGUGAGUUCGAAAAACUGAAAGUAUGCAUCUUUUCACAUAGUUUUCACAUACAGUUGAAGUCGGAAGUUUACAUACACCUUAGCCAAAUACAUUUAAACUCAGUUUUUCACAAUUCCUGACAUUUAAUCCUAGUAGAAAUUCCCUGUCUUAGGUCAGUUAGGAUCACCACUUUAUUUUAAGAAUGUGAAAUGUCAGAAUAAUAGUAGAGAGAAUGAUUGAUUUAUUUCAGCUUUUAUUUCUUUCAUCACAUUCCCAGUGGGUCAGAAGUUUACAUACACUCAAUUAGUAUUUGGUAGCAUUGCAUUUAAAUUGUUUAACUUGGGUCAAACGUUUUGGGUAGCCUUCCACAAGCUUCCCACAAUAAGUUGGGUGAAUUUUGGCCCAUUCCUCCUGACAGAGCUGGUGUAACUGAGUCAGGUUUGUAGGCCUCCUUGGUCGCACAUGCUUUUUCAGUUCUGUCCACACAUUUUCUAUAGGAUUGAGGUCAGGGCUUUGUGAUGGCCACUCCAAUACCUUGACUUUGUUGUCCUUAAGCCAUUUUGCCACAACUUUGGAAGUAUGCUUGGGGUCAUUGUCCAUUUGGAAGACCCAUUUGCGACCAAGCUUUAACUUCCUUACUGAUGUCUUGAGAUGUUGCUUCAAUAUAUCCACAUAAUUUUCCUUCCUCAUGAUGCCAUCUAUUUUGUGAAGUGCACCAGUCCCUCCUGCAGCAAAGCACCCCCACAGCAUGAUUCUGCCACCCCCAUGCUUCACGGUUGGGAUGGUGUUCUUCGGCUUGCAAAGCACCCCCUUUUUCCUCCAAACAUAACGAUGGUCAUUAUGGCCAAACAGUUCUAUUUUUGUUUCAUCAGACCAGAGGACAUUUCUCCAAAAAUUACGAUAUUUGUCCCCAUGUGCAGUUUUGGAGCAGUGGCUUCUUCCUUGCUGAGCGGCCUUUCAGGUUAUGUCGAUAUAGGAGUUGUUUUACUGUGGAUAUAGAUACUUUUGUACCUGUUUCCUCCAGCAUCUUCACAAGGUCCUUUGCUGUUAUUCUGGGAUUGAUUUGCACUUUUCGCACCAAUGUACGUUCAUCUCUAGGAGACAGAACGCGUCUCCUUACUGAGCGGUAUGAUGGCUGCAUGGUCCCAUGGUGUUUAUACUUGCGUACUAUUGUUUGUACAGAUGAACGUGGUACUUUCAGGCGUUUGGAAAUUGCUCCCAAGGAUGAACCAGACUUGUGGAGGUCUUCAAUUAUUUUUCUGAGGUCUUGUCUGAUUUCUUUUGAUUUUCCCAUCAUGUCAAGCAAAGAGGCACUGAGUUUGAAGGUAGGCCUUGAAAUACAUCCACAGGUACUCCUCCAAUUGACUCAAAUGAUGUCAAUUAGCCUAUCAGAAGCUUCUAAAGCCAUGACAUCAUUUUCUGGAAUUUUCCAAGCUGUUUAAAGGGACAGUCAAUUUAGUGUAUGUAAACUUCUGACCCACUGGAAUUGUGAUACAGUGAAAUAAUCUGUCUGUAAACAAUUGUUGGAAAAAAUUACUUGUGUCAUGCAUAAAGUAGAUGUCCUAACCGACUUGCCAAAACGAUAGUUUGUUAACAAGACAUUUGUGGAGUGGUUGAAAAAGCACCUGCUUUCAAUAUACUUUGUAUCCCUAAUUUACUCAAAUGUUUCCUUUAUUUUGGCAGUUACCUGUAGCUCUGGCUGGAAAGCAGCUGAGGGAAUUUGAAUGGGGAUUGGGGAGUGCUCAUCUUGUACAAGCAGCUUAUUCACUUUUAACUUUCCCACAGCUUACUCUCUUUACCAGCCUGUUACUGUAGUGAGUAAUGUCUCAUACCUUGACACGUCCAUAUCCCCAUAUCUACACGGUACUAACGUGCAUGUGUUGGACGAUACUAUUGGAACAAGAGGUGAAUUACAUGUUAUGAUCUAGUACCAGUAGUAAAGUAUGACACAUACGUGUACCAAUAUUAUUUUUGUUUUAGUUUAAGGACUAAUUCUUAUUUUGUGUCAUAGUAUAUGCUUAAUUCAUUCAAUUGUGUCCUUUUAGUAAAACUACGGUAUGUAUGUGAUUGAGAGCCUUUCUGUUCAGCCGAAUUCAAUCACAGUUGCUCUAACCCAAAAUGUGAUUGCUAACAUGCAAAACAUGUUGGGACUGUAUCAGAAGUAAAUUCCAAAAUAUCAAACAUCAAUGCAAUGUCAUAGUUAGAAACUUCCAAGCACAAACCUGUGAUAGAGCUCGAAACAUGAAUUGACAUUUUAAUUAAUAGCUAUGUGAACAGGAAGUUAGUAGUGCUAAAACUACAGCAGACUGUAGAACUUCCUCAUAAACAUAAUCAACAGCAUGUAACAUGCAGCAGAAUGCUGGUUUUUGAAUGGAUUAUUCCUUUAACAGAGACAUUUCAGGACAGGUGCAGGGUCAUCUCUAGUCUAAAAUGCCCGCCCUCUCUUUCUUUCCUUCUCUCCCAGGAGCGGUUCGAGGCCCUGUUCAGGAUCUAUGACGAGCAGACGUCCUUCCAGAUGUUCAAGAGCUUCAGGCGAGUCCGCAUCAGCUUCAGCACUCCGGAAGCGGCCGCCCGCGCUCGCAUCGAGCUCCACGAGACUGAGUUCAACGGCAAGCAGCUCAAGCUCUACUUCGCCCAGGUGAGUGAGCUCUUCCUGGGGGAAGGUUUGGGCCGGAGCUGGGGCCUGUUGGGAGAUAUGGUAGUCAUUACAGUCCAGGUUAGCCCUGGGGUCUGUUUUCUUCCAGUUAGUCUGUUUUCUUUCAUUUGGUACCUAAUGAGCACGACCCCAGGUAUUACAGAGGCUAAACACAGAGCAGUAUACUGAAUCGUAGGGCAUGUACUGUACUCUCCAAGGGUGUGAAAGUGGCCCCAACAACACUGGCCCCAACAACACUGGCCCCAACAACACUGGCCCCAACAACACUGGUCCCAACAACACUGGUCCCAACAACACUGGUCCCAACAACACUGGUCCCAACAACACUGGCCCCAACAACACUGGUCCCAACAACACUGGCCCCAACAACACUGGCCCCAACAACACUGACUUUAAAACAGUUAAAGAGUUUAAUGGCUGUGAUAGGAGAAAACUGAGGAUGGAUCUACAACAUUGUAGUUACUCCACAAUACUAACCUAAUUGACAGAGUGAAAAGAAGGAAGCCUGUACAGAAUAACAAUAUUCCAAAACAUGCAUCCUGUUUGCAACGAGGCACUGAAGUACUGCAAAACAUGUGGCAAAGUAAUUAACUUUUUGUCCUGAAUACAAAGUGUUACACUAUAUAUGCAAAAGGAUGUGGACACCCCUUCAAAUUAGUGGAUUCGGCUAUUUUAGCCACACUCGUUGCUGACGGGUGUAUAAAAUCGAGCACACAGCCAUGCAAUAUCUAUAGACAAACAUUGGCAGUAGAAUGGCCUUACUGAAGAGCUCAGUGACUUUCAACGUGGCACCGUCAUAGGAUGCCACCUUUCAAACAAGUCAGUUCGUCAAAUUUCUGCCCUGCUAGAGCUUCCCCGGUCAACUGAAGUGGAAACGUCUAGGAACAACAACAGCUCAGCCGCGAAGUGGUAGGCCACACAAGCUCACAGAACGGGACUGCCGAGUGCUGAAGCACGUAACGUGUACAAAUCUUCUGUCCUCGGUUGUAACACUCACUACUGAGUUCCAAACUGCCUCUCGAAGCAAUGUCAGCACAAUAACUGUUCGUCGGGAGCUUCAUGAAAUGGGUUUCCAUGGCCGAGCAGCGCACACAAGCCUAAGAUCACCAUGCGCAAUGCCAAGCGUCGGCUGGAGUGGUGUAAAGCUCGCCGCCGUUGGACUCUGGAGCAGUGGAAACACGUUCACUGGAGUGAUGAAUCACGCUUCACCAUCUGGCAGUCCGACUGACAAAUCUGGGUUUGGCAGAUGCCAGGAGAACGCUACCUGCCCGAAUGUAUAGUGCCAACUGUAAAGUUUGGUGGAGGAAUAAUGUUCUGGGGCUGGUUUUCAUGGUUUGGGCUAGGCCCCUUAGUUCCAGUGAAGGAACUAUUCUGUGCUUCCAACUAUGUGGCAACAGUUUGGGGAAGGCCAUAUCCUGUUUCAGCAUGACAAUAACCCCGUGCACAAAGCGAGGUCCACACAGAAAUGUAUUGUCGAGCUCGAUGUGGAAGAACUUGACUGGCCUGCACAGAGCCCUGACCUCAACUCCAUCAAACACCUUUGGGAUGAAUUGGAACACCGACUGCGAGCCAGGCCUAAAUCCCCAACAUUAGUGCCCGACCUCACUAAGUGAGUCUCCUCAGUCCCCUCAGCAAUGUUCCAAUACCUAGUGGAAAGCCUUCCCAAAAGAGUGGAGGCUGUUAUAGCAGCAAAAGGGGGGACCAAAUCCAUAUUAAUGCCCAUGAUUUUGGAAUGAGAUGUUCGAUGAGCAGGUGUCCACAUACUUUUGGUCAUGUAGUGUAUGUUUGGGGCAAAUCCAAUACAACACGUUACUGAGUACCAUUCUCCAUAUUUUCAAACAUAGUGGUGGCUGCAUCAUGUUAUGGAUAUGCUUUUCAGGAUAAAAAGGAAAUUGAAUGGAGCUAAGCACAGGCAAAAUCCUAAAAGAAAACCUGGUUCAGUCUGCUUUCCAUCAGACACUGGGAGGUGAAUUCUCCUUUCAGCAGGAAAAUAACCUAAAACACAAGGCCAAAUCUACACUGGAGUUGCUUACCAAGAAGACAGUGAAUGUUCCUGACUGGCCGAGUUACAGUUUUGACUUAAAUCUACUUGAAAAUGUAUGGCAAGACCUGAAAAUGGUUGUCUAGCAAUGAUCAACAACCAAUUUGACAGAGCUUGAAGAAUUUUGAAAAUAAUAAUGUGCAAAUGUUGCACAAUCCAGGUGUGGAAAGCUCUUAUAGACUUACCUAGAAAGACUCACAGCUGUAAUCGCUGCAAAAGGUGCUUCUACAAAGUAUUGACUCAGGGGUGUGAAUACUUAUGUAAAUUAGAUAUUUCUGUAUUUCAUUUUCAAUACAUUUGCUAAAAUCUCUUACAAAAUGUUUAUCAUUAUGGGGUAUUGUGUGUAGAUGGGUGAAUCCAUUUUGAAUUCAGGCUGUAACACAACAAAAUGUGGAAUAAGUCAAGGGGUAUGAAUAUUUUCUGAAGGCACUUGUGGUGCAUGUUGAAUCAAAACACUCGGGAGGAGCAUAUUUGUGUGCAGGCUUUCAUCCUUUCUCUAUUUCUCUACUGUACUCUCCCAUUGAGAAUGUAGUGGUAAGAGUCUAUGGGGUAAGGGUCUAUAGGGGUAAGAGUAUAGGGGUAAGAGUCUAUAGGGGUCAGGGUUAUAGGGGGUAGAGGUCUAUAGGGGUAAGGGUCUAUAGGGGUAAGGUCAUAGGGGUAGAGUAUCUAGGGGUAAAGAGUCUAUAGGGGUAAGAGUCUAUAGGGGUUAAGGGUUCUAUAGGGGUAAGGUCUAUAGGGGUAGAGUCCUAUAGGGGUAGGGUCUAUAGGGGUAGAGUCUAUAGGGGUAAGGGUCUAUAGGGGUAAGAGUCUAUAUGGGUAAGAGUCUAUAGGGGUAAGAGUCUAUAGGGGUAAGGGUCUAUAGGGGUAAGAGUCUAUAGGGGUAAGGGUCUAUAGGGGUAAGGGUCUAUAGGGGUAAGAGUCUAUAGGGGUAAGGGUCUAUAGGGGUAAGAGUCUAUAGGGGUAAGGGUCUAUAGGGGUAAGGGUCUAUAGGGGUAAGGGUCUAUAGGGGUAAGGGUCUAUAGGGGGGUAAGAGUCUAUAGGGGUAAGAGUCUAUAGGGGUAAGAGUCUAUAGGGGUAAGGGGGUAUAGGGGUCAGAUGUCUAUAGUGUAAGAGUCUAUAGGGUAAGGGGCUAUAGGGGUAGGGUCUAGAUGGGGUAAGAGUCUAUAGGGUAAGAGUCUAUAGGGUAGGUCAUAGAAGAGUCUAUAGGGGUAAGGGUCUAUAGGGGUGUAAGGAGGUCUAUAGGGGUAAGAGUCUAUAGGGGUAAGAGUCUAUAGGGGUAAGGUCUAUAGGGGUAAGAGUCUAUAGGGGUAAGGGUCUAUAGGGGUAAGAGUCUAUAGGGGUAAGGGUCUAUAGGGGUAAGAGUCUAUAGGGGUAAGGGUCUAUAGGGGUAAGGGUCUAUAGGGGUAAGAGUUAUAGGGGUAAGAGUCUAAUAGGGGUAUAGGAGGUCUAUAGGGGUAAGGGUCUAUAGGGGUAAGAGUCUAUAGGGGUAAGAGUCUAUAGGGGUAAGGGUCUAUAGGGGUAAGAGUCUAUAGGGGUAAGGGUCUAUAGGGGUAAGAGUCUAUAGGGGUAAGGGUCUAUAGGGGUAAGGUCUUAUAAGGAAGGUAAGGAGUCUAUAGGGGUAAGGUCUAUAGGGGUAAGAGUCUAUAGGGGUAAGAGUCUAUAGGGGUAAGGGUCUAUAGGGUAGGGUCUAGGGUAGGUCUAUAGGGGGUAAGAGUCUAUAGGGGUAAGGGUCUAUAGGGUAAGGUCUAUAGGGGUAAAGAGUCUAUAGGGGUAAGGGUCUAUAGGGGUAAGGGUCUAUAGGGGUAAGAGUCUAUAGGGGUAAGGGUCUAAGGGGUAGGUCAAGUAUCUAUGGGUAAGAGUCUAUAUGGGUAAGAGUCUAUAUGGGUAAGAGUCUAAAGGGGUAAGGGUCUAUAGGGGUAAGGGUCUAUAGGGGUAAGAGUCUAUAGGGGUAAGGGUCUAUAGGGGUAAGAGUCUAUAGGGGUAAGAGUCUAUAGGGGUAAGAGUCUAUAGGGGUAAGGGUCUAUAGGGGUAAGGGUCUAUAGGGGUAAGAGUCUAUAGGGGUAAGGGUCUAUAGGGGUAAGGGUCUAUAUGGGUAAGAGUCUAUAGGGGUAAGGGUCUAUAGGGGUAAGGGUCUGUAGGGGUAAGAGUCUAAAGGGGUAAGGGUCUAUAGGGGUAAGAGUCUAUAGGGGUAAGGGUCUAUAGGGGUAAGGGUAUAUAGGGGUAAGGGUCUAUAGGGGUAAGAGUCUAUAGGGGUAAGGGUCUAUAGGGGUAAGAGUCUAAAGGGGUAAGAGUCUAUAGGGGUAAGAGUCUAUAGGGGUAAGGGUCUAUAGGGGUAAGAGUCUAAAGGGGUAAGCGUCUAUAGGGGUAAGAGUCUAUAGGGGUAAGGGUCUAUAGGGGUAAGAGUCUAAAGGGGUAAGAGUCUAAAGGGGUAAGGGUCUAUAGGGGUAAGGGUCUAUAGGGGUAAGGGUCUAUAGGGGUAAGAGUCUAUAGGGGUAAGAGUCUAUAGGGGUAAGAGUUAGAGGUCGAUUGGGAAUGGAAACAGGGUUGUGUUCAUUAAGCACCAAACAGAAGAAAAUCAAAACAGGCAGGGACUACCUAGACUUGUUUCAUUUUCAGUUGCUAAAUGUUUUCAACAUUUUCCGUUACAAAUGAACAUGACCCAGAUUUUAUCCCUGACAUCCAUUCUGACAUGUCCCACUCUCCUCUCCUCCUCUCCUCCUUCUAUAGGUUCAGAAUUCUGGGGAGGAUAUAGACAAGUCGUACCUGGCUCCUCCCGCGCCCGUCAAACAGUUCCUCAUCUCGCCCCCUGCCUCGCCGCCCGUGGGCUGGAGCCAGAGCGAAGAUGCCACGCCUGUCAUCAACUACGACCUGCUGUGUGCGGUGGCCAAGCUGGGCCCAGGUCAGUACACACACACACACACACACACACACAUACAUACAUACAUACAUACAUACAUACGCACACACAUAUACAUACACAUAUCAAAUCUCAAAUCUCUGGAAGACUGAAACAGGUUUCCCUCAAGAAUGUCCCUGUAUUUAGCGCCAUCCAUCAUUCCUUCAAUUCUGACCAGUUUCCCAGUCCCUGCCGAUGAAAAACUGUCUGUCUGGCUGAGUUAAGGGCUAGCGUUGGCCAUACUCUGUGAUUGUCUGUCUGGCUGAGUUAAGGGCUAGCGUUGGUCAUACUCUUUCCCUGUCUCUCUCGCUAGGUAAAGGGCUAGCGUUGGCAAUCAGAUGGUGACCUUUAAGAAAUGUCAGCCAUAUCAAACAAGGAGUGCUCUUUCUACUGGGGACAGGGCGGUAGGGUCACAUGGUUCAAGAGGUCACCGAGCUCCCAGGAUGCUUCACUGUGUCAUUUGGACUUUCUCCUGAAGUGUGCGCUCGUACACAACUCCCCACAAAUUGAAAAGCAUUGGGCUAGAAGGAGUUUCCACCAUAUUUCUUACUUCAGUCAUUUCCUUCCUUGUCUCCUUCUCAAAACCCAUUGGAGGAGAAGGUCCUCCCCUUUGACCUUCUCCUCCAAUGGGUUUUGAGAAGGAGACGAGGAGAGAGGAGAAUGGAUGCAAUGAGUUUUUUAUUUAACCUUUAUUUAACUAGGCAAGUCAGUUAAGAACAAAUUCUUAUUUACAAUGACGGCCUACCAAAAGGCAAAAGGCCUCCUGCGGGGACGGGGGCUGAAAUUAAAAAUACAAAUAGAAUAUAGGACAAAACACACAUCACGACAAGAGAGACACCACAACUCUACAUAAAGUGAGACCUAAGACAACAACAUAGCAUGGCAAAAGUGUAUGCUAUUGAGAUCUUCCCUGUGAAGGGAAGUGAACAAGUGCACACUUCAGAAGAAUGUACAGAUUCGUUUUUUUUAACAAUGGUAAAGACCCUGGUUAUCUGUGGAAAGGAAACCCUCCUCACCAGUAAUAUAUGGACUUAACGGCAGACAGACGCUAUAGUUAGUUACACCAUUAUAUGUUUUAGUAGGUUCAGGACAGGAGGCAAAGAGAUUUUCUUGGCCAAUCCCGGCCUUUGGUUUUUGUCUGUGGUUGUCUGGAAAUCCAGACAUCUGAAUAUUGUAGCACUCUGAGUGCCUCUAUUUGGUCUACCUACAAACCUGAACGGCUGUCAAAGAAGAUGUCAUUUAGCAUUUCUCUGACUUGGCUUAAUCUUAUAUGCACUGCCACCACCCCUCAGCAUAAUGCAUUACAGGAACAAUGAUAAUUCCUACAUUACAUGAUUUACCAUGUUUCAGCCAAGACCCACCACCAUAGUGCUGUUCCUAUGGUAACACCAGGCGGCAUCAGGAAAUUGGCCCUGGCUCUUGCUGGGGCUUCUUUAGCCUGCCUCUAAAUCAUGUUAGUGCGCUGCUGCAGCGUGGCCCGCUAGCGCUCUCUGCUGGCCUCCCGUGGUAGUGACCUUCCCGAGACAAAAUAGGGCCUUUUUCUGUCAGACAGCAGUGUGCGAAACCUCUUCCCUUGUUUCCCUUGGCCCUGUCUGGUCUCCAUGGCAACUGUGAUACAAUCUGCAUAUGUAUUUUGGGCGGUUGGGAUGAGGGCAUUUGUGUUGCUUAACCCUGGGAUUCUCCGGACUCCACAGCACCGACCAUAUCAAAUCUUAUCUGUGAUAUUUCACCUCAAUUUGAUAUACUGAUACUGGCUGUAUAUUUUAGGAAUCAUAUAACAUUUAAUCCAUGCCAUAACAGUAAUGUUAUGUUAAAUAUAUAUAAAUAUAUAUUAUAUCUCCUCUACUAUUGCAGUAGUUUGGCACACGAUAGCAACAAUUGCCAGUGUGAUCCUAUCCUAGCCUGCAGUACAUUUCAUUAGGCUGCAGCCAGCCAGCCAGCCGGUGUUAUUACAGCUGAUAACAUCAGCCAUAGCAGGGCUAAUACUCAGUUCAUAGUUCCAGAGGAGACAUGUUAUACAAGCAUUUCACUACACCUCCAAUAACAUCAGCUAAAUAUGUGUAUGCAACUAAUAAAAUUUGAUUUUAGACCCAUGGGGCGGCGCACAAUUGGCCCAGGGUAGGGGAGGGAAUGGCCGGCAGGGAUGUAGCUCAGUUGGUAGAGCAUGGCGUUUGCAACGGCAGGGUUGUGGGUUAACGCCAGGGUUGUGGGUUUGAUUCCCACGGGGGGCCAGUAUGAAAAAUGAAAAAAAUAAAAAAUAAUAAUGUAUGCACUCACUAACUGUAAGUCGCUCUGGAUAACAGCGUCUGCUAAAUGACAAAAAUGUAAAUGAUUUGAUUAGAUUUUUGAUCUUGCAGCUUAGCUUAGCGGUUAGUGUUGUUAUUUCUGUCUUUCAGGCUUAUUUACAGGCUCCUCUACCUCUGGUACUGUAGGCUUGGAUCUGUUCCUGGAGUCUGUUCAAUCUGCCUCAAUGGUAGAUCAGACUUUUAUGGGCCAUCUAAUCAAGAGAUUGAAACUGAAAUGCUGAUGUAGGCCUGUUGAUGGAUGUGUGGCAUUGUAAAGGCUAAUAAAUGGUGUAUUAAAGUCUUUCUCUGUUUUUCUUUCUCUCUCUGCCUCGCUCUCUCUCUCUCUCUUUCUCUCUCUCUCCUUCCCUGUCUCUCUCCUUCCAUUCCUCCCUACCCUCUCCCUCUUCAGGGGAGAAGUAUGAGCUGCAUGCGGGCACCGAGUCGACCCCCAGCGUUGUAGUUCAUGUGUGCGACAGCGAUGCAGAGGACGACAGCGACGAAGCACGGCCCAAGCAGAAACAGCAGAUCGUCCAAACCCGACGCCCCGACGGACCGUCGCAAGUCCUCAACUAG
This is a messenger RNA of Coregonus sp. 'balchen', 53979 nucleotides long. Lineage: Eukaryota; Metazoa; Chordata; Actinopteri; Salmoniformes; Salmonidae. The record is from the annotation of a GenBank genome assembly.